AUGUUACCCAGCACAAAGCAGAGGAAGAAGCUUCCUCCUGAUAAGGAAGUGUUAAGUGAAGUCAAGAUCUCAGUAUGGAGAAACAAAGAUGAGCUAAACUGGACAAUUGCAAUGCCCACAAUUUUUCACACCCUUGAUGGACAGAAUUCAAGACCUGGGUAUGAUUCAUUGUUUAACAGCUUUUUAUCUGCAGAGUGUGAAAACUUGAUAAAACAUUUAAAAAAGACAUUUGAAGAUAUAAGAACUGAUCAUGAACUGUGUCAUAAAAUGGAAAACUCUAGCUUGUUGGGGGGGAGUCUCCUAGGUCUCAAUAAGAUAAACAUGAAUUUCCUAGAGUUCCAUCUGAUGGAUGAAGGUAACAGUAGUGAUAAAAUUAAAGUAUUGAGCUGUCCUGACAUCCAUGCAUAAGGUGAAUGCUACAGUCUGUGUGCAGCAUAUCAAGUGCAAUGACUUCUACCAACACCACACACGAUAUUUUCUUAAUGUGUGAUUCCAUACCUGAAGGUAAUGCAAUGCAAGAUAUUUCAUCAAGUGAUAAAGUGAUUGCUAACAGUAUCACCCAGAAUAUUACAUAGUUACAUAGUUACAUACCUGAAAAGAGACUUGCGUCCAUCAAGUUCAGCCUUCCUCACAUUUUGUUUUUUGCUGUUGAUCCAAAAGAAGGCAAAAAAAAACAGUUUGAAGCACAAUUUUGCAACAAGCUAGGAAAAAAAUUCCUUCUUGGCCCAAGAAUGGCAGUCAGAUUUAUCCUUGGAUCAAGCAGUUAUUACCCUACAUUGAAAGAGUAUAUCCUUGAAUAUUGUGUUUUUGCAUGUAUGCAUCUAGUAGCUGUUUGAACAUCUGUAUGGACUCUGAUAAAACCACUUCUUCAGGCAGAGAAUUCCACAUCCUGAUUGUUCUUACAGUAAAAAAACCUUUCCUUUGCCUUAGACGAAAUCUUCUUUCUUCCAGUCUAAACGCAUGGCCUCGUGUCCUAUGUAAAGUCCGGUUUGUGAAUAGAUUUCCACACAAUGGUUUGUAUUGAUAUAGCCAGUGCCACUCAGGAUAUUGUAAUACAGUUGAGUGAGACAGCAGAAGCCAAUGUCACUUAGGAAUUUGAAUUAAAAAAACAAGUGGAACUGUGACUAAUGCCCAGGGGCGUACCUGAAGUCCUUCCCUGGCUGUAGGUGGAGGUGCAGGGAUUUCUGCUUGCUGCACCUCCAUGUGCAGCAGUUACAGCAGCUGUAAGGGCUGCGUUAAGCCCUGCCCCCACUUGCGGUUAGACUCUGCCCCUAAACGGCCAUAGCUCCGCCCCUUCUUCCUCCCGUGUGGCCAGUUCAUCUUGCUGGUCUCCGUGUGAGCUGUGUGACACCCCAGCUACCAUGGGGCACAGCUCACACAGCCCCCAUCCAGCCCCAAGACCAGGGUCAAGGCACCCCCCUACCCGGUGGCACCCGGGACAGACCGCCCCCUCUGGCCCCCCCUUAGUGCUCCACUGCUAAUGCCACCCUACACCUUGUGCCAAAGCCUAGUUGGAUGACUGUAACCAAUGCCACCAAGGCCUUUGUAAAAAACACUAAUGGGACAUCUGUGUCUAUCACCGAGGACAUUAUGCCAACAUCUUGUGAAAUGACUGUAACAACUGCUGUGUCAGAACCUAUUGAGAUGACUGCAACCCAAGUCUGUAAAAUAAUAUCUAAUGCCAAAAUCUAGUGGGACAUAUAUGUCCAAUACUACCCAGGACAUAGUGUCGAAAGAGGUGGCUGUGCCUAAUACCACAAAAGAGAUUUUACCAAAACAUGGUGAGAUAACCACAGGUGUCCCCAGGUUGAAAAAAGAUGCAGUGGGGAAUAUAUAUAUGAGAGAACCUCAGAAUGUACAUUGCAUAAACUACUAUAUAAGACCUUCUCCAUGAACAGACAACAUAAACAACCACCACCACCGAAGACUUGCCUACUCACUGUAAAAUGGCUACAGUAAAUAUUACUCAAGAUAUUGCGUCUGAGCAUGUAGAAGUGGCUGAAUUUGACUCCACACAGGAUGUCGAUAAUGAAAUAUUAGAACAAUUGGUUAGUCAUUCACAAAAAAAAUGGUAUAUUUCUCAGGAGUUGUCUGCUUUCUCCAGUGAGUCCUUGUCUUUUGUCACAUCUACACCUGUAAUAAGAUUCAGCCAUUACAGUUUUAUCAAAAAUUCUGUGACCCCAACUUUUUACUAACUUGGAUGCAUAAACGAAGGAACUGGAGAUGACCAUCAAAGCUUAAAUUAUUGCAUACUAGCAAUUAGGUAAAAAGAGGAAGGGCAUGGGGCUCUAUGCUGCGUCACAUUUCCAGAAGUAACCUUCCAAUAGCAGUGAAAAAGUCAAAACUAAUGGAACCUAAAUGUGUUCCUAAAUCUAGUCAUUGCUCUUUUCCACAAGCCACUCAAGUGGCACAAAAAUUAACAAAAAGAGCAAUUGUCUAACCACCAUGUUAUACCAGGAUGGAGUAACUGUUUUGGCUGAGGCAUGCUUUGCGCUUCACUUAGCAGGAUUAGUCUUUAGACCAUUGUAGGCAGGGCCCAGAAAAAUAUAGGAAAGUCAGCAAGAAAACUUAUUUAUCACAAGCCAAGAAAUGGUUUGAAUAUUCCCAAGACUGCAGCUGGAAAAGUAUAUAAAGUUCUAAUCUCGGCCCUCUUCUAUUUACAUUGUUUAUAAAUGAUCUGCCUAAUGUCUGCAAAUCCUCAAAUGUACACAUGUACGCAGAUGACACAGUAAUCUGUGCAAGCAAAUCUGAUCUACCGCAGCUUGAGUCUUUGCUCCAAAACCAGUUCACAGAGGUAGAAAAGUGGAUCACAAAAAACAAACUCUUCCUAAACACUGACAAAACUGUCACAAUGAUCUUUGGAACAAUACCUAAAUUACACAAAUUACAAAAUUCCCAUCUAUGCAUUAAAACAUAAUCAAAUCGCACACUGACCGUAGUCCACUCUUUCAAAUACUUGGGUAUGAUGUUAGACCCCAAUCUAUCUUUUGGCCUCCACAUAGAAAAACUUGCAUCUAAACUUUAUCCAAAACUAGGUGCCCUCUUCAGAAACAAAUCCUGCCUAAGCCCUACAGUAAAAAAAAAAGAUUGUACAGCAAAUGCUGAUGCCAAUCAUUGAUUAUGGGGAUGUAGUAUAUGCACCUUCACCGCAAACCCAUCUUAAUAAACUUAAAACAUUGUAUAACUCGUUCUGCCAAUUUGUGCUACAAUGUAAUUACAUGACCCCCCAUUGUGACAUGCUAAAAGAACUAAACUGGCUGUAGCUGAAAUCUAGACGCACCCUUCAUCUUUCCAGCCUUGUGUUUAAGAGCUUUUCUGGGAAGCUCCCACCUUACCUGAGCAGAAUGCUCUACCCAGCUGUUCCCACCUCCUAUAACCUCUGAUCCAGUACCAGCACUUUUUUAUUCUACCUCAAUACAAAAAGAAAGCGGCCUGAUCCUCCUUUUCCUACAGAGCACAGCAAUUAUGGAACGACCUCCCGCACACUUUCAAAUCUUCCCCAGGCCUAAAAUCCUUUAAGAGAUCCCUCUCUACAUAUCUCAAAACACAAUGCACCUGUCAUAGUUGAUUAUAUACUUCUUACCUGUUCUAUGUAAAACUUUGUAUAUAUUGUGUAUUAAUAUGUUUUUUUUGUAUUUUAUUGUACCCUAUUAUAUCAAUGCAAUGUUUUGUGGACCCAGGACAUACUUGAAAAUGAGAGAAAUCCCAAUGUAUCCUUCCUGGUAAAAUAUUUUAUAAAUAAAUAAAUUAAUGAAUAUAACAAAUAGUUCUUAUCCUAGUCUACUUUACCCUCUAUGUCUAUGCUCAUAGUUUUGCCAUACAGAUCUUAAUGUUUUUUGUGUUUUUUUUUAAUGCUUUAUUUUUUGCUGUGCAAGUAAUAACAAACAAGCCUGUGAUGCUAUGACAGUAAAUACAAAUCAAGUUUUAAUAGGCUAUGUAAGAUAAUUGCACAAUUUUUAGUAAUAGACUAGCAAAGUACCUUAUAUAGUUAGUUAGCAAACAGUGCAACUAACACACAGAGAUUAUAAAGGUUAGAAAUAACGACAAGCAUACAUUAACAUGAUAAUUAACAGAAAAACUUCCCAGGGAGGCCUUCGGUUGGCUGCAUGUUGUAAAGAGUAGACCAGAGGUAAUACAAAAGGAUGGAAAAAGGGUGCUUGAGUAAGGAGCAGUGUCACAGAAAUUCCAUCAUAUACUCAAUGCUUUGAGGGUAAGAUGAAGGGCCAAGAGCACUUCCUGGUGUAGCCUGGUCAACCAGAUCAGCCUAUGCUGGCCAGGGGUAUAGAAGAGUCCUGCUGCUUUAAGAAAAAAAGCCUCUUCUCCACCCUUCACCAGAAAUUAUCAAACAUUUUGUCCAGUCUAGACAAGAUAUCCUGCGUUGCCGGAGAUUAAUGCGGCAUCCGUCAUCUUAGGGGAGUUAACAGAUUUUCAGCCUUACCCCUGAAAUGAGUGAUCCCUGUCCUUACAAUAAUGUAAGGUUGCAACCGUAAAAAGGGGGAAGGGGUGAGGGGGAGAUAUAUUACGUUUGGGAUAGUGACUGUUUGCUUAGCUGUCAACUUGUGGGUGUCUACCUUGUGGAGGGACAGCGUGUCAAUCUAUGCGGUCUUGUAUCGGGAAAGACACUCAGGUGUGGUCUAACAAGUCUAAAAUGUAUGUCAAGUUAUUUAACUUCAAGAAACAAAGAAAAGUAAGGCAAAGAAAACAUAACACUAACAACAUUUUAGUAUGUAUACACAUGUGAUAAUGUGGUUAGAGUCAAGAUAACGAUAGUGGAGGCCUCGCACGGCCUUUUAAACUUGGGAGAGGACAACACUGCAGCCAUCUGACAGCAUGUUGUGUACCAGUCAGGUGAUCGCCAUUGUGGAUCAGUGACCCCGUGAGAACGUGGUGUAAAUUCAGGUACAUGGAGGGAAAAAAGUAUUUGAUCCCCUGCUGAUUUUUAACAUUUGUCUACUGACAAACAAAUGAUCAGUCUAUAAUUUUUUGAAGGACUGAAAUCCUGCAACGCCCGCAAGGUCCCCCUGCUCAAGAAAGCACAUGUACAGGCCCAUCUGAAGUUUGCCAAAGAACAUCUGAGUGAUUCAGAGGAGAACUGGGUAACAGUGUUAACUCGGAGGAACUCGGAGGAACUCGGAGGAGGAGGAAUGCUGUCUAUGACCCAAUAACAUCAUCCCCACCGUCAAACAUGGAGGUGGAAACAUUAUGCUUUGGGAGUGUAUUUCUGCUAAGGGGAUAGAACAACUGCACCGCAUCAAAGGGACUAUGGACGGGGCCAUGUACCAUCAAAUCUUGGGUGAGGACCUCCUUCCCUCAGCCAGGGCAUUAAAAAUGGGUCGUGGAUGGCUAUUACAGCAUGGCAAUGACCCAAACCACACAUCCAAGGCAACAAAGGAGUGGCUCAAGAAGAAGCACAUUAAGGUCCUGAAGUGGCCUAGCCUGUCUCCAGACCUUAAUCCCAUAGAAAAUCUGUGGAGGGAGCUGUAGGAGCAAAGAGGAGUGUGACAAAAUCCCUCCUGAGAUAUGUGCAAACCUAGUUGCCAACUACAAGAAAUAUCUGACCUCUGCGAUUGCCAACAAUGGUUUUGCCACCAAGUACUAAUUUGAAGGGGUCAAAUACUUAUUUCACUCAUUGACAUGCAAAUCAAUUUAUAACUUCUUUAACAUGCGUUUGUCUGGAUUAUUUUUUUGUUAUUCUCUCUCUCACUGUUAAAAUACACUUACCAUUAAAAUUAUAGACUGAUCAUUUCUUUGUCAGUUGGCAAAUGUUCAAAAUCAGCAGGGGAUCAAAUACUUUUGAAUAUCUGUGUCAGGUUGGGUGUAUAUGUCAGUGUGUUUAUACGUGGGUAUCUGUGUGUUAAUGUGUAUGUUUAUCUGUGUAAAUAUGUAUGUACGUAGCAGUGUAUGUGCAUACAUCCAAGCAAAGAAACACCAACAAAACAUGCAAACACAAUCUAACACAGACAUUACAUGCAAACACAGUCCUGCAUUCAAACUCCAAAAGUAUAUACAAACACACCUCUUUACUCCGUUGGCGGGUCCAGGGGGGGGCUGGCUAAUGCAGGGCUGGCAUUGUCCAAGUGCCAGCCUUGCAAUGUGCCUGCGGACCGGGGAGGGAGAUCACAGAUCAGAAAUCUCCCUCCCCGGUCCGCAGGCACUGUGCUGACAGCCGGCGGGGGGAGGGAGGACCCAGGAGCUCUUACCUGCAGCUCGUCCGGGUCCUCUGCUCGCGAACACAAAUCUCGCGAGAGUGAACGCUAGCCCUGGAGCGUGGGCUAGAGUUCACUCUCACCACCACUAGGACCACCAGGGAUUCCCCAUGGACCACCAGGGAUCCAGAAAUGUCCCCCCUCCUCCCCCAGUAACGGUAAGAAGGGAGGGGGGACAUAAAUGUAUUUAUGUAAUUAAAUUUAAAAAAAACAUUAUUAAAAAGCCCCCUACCCUCCUUUCCCCCCACACACACACUGCCCCAACACACACACACUGCCCCCCAUACAUACACUGCAUCACACACACACACACACUGCACACCCAGACACACACUGCCCCCACACACACUGCCCCCAUACAUACACUGCCACCCAUACACACACUGCCCCAUACACACACUGCCACCCAUACACACACUGCCACCCAUACACACUGCCACCCAUAGACACAUUGCCCCACACACACAUGCACUCCCAUACACACAUUGCUCCACACACACACACGUCCCCCCAUACACACUGCCCCACACAUACAUACAGUGCCCCACACACACACAUACAGUGCUCCCCAUACACACAUGCAGUGCUCCCCAUACACACAUACACUGCCCCCAUACACACAUUGCCCCCCCACACAGUGCCCCUUAUACACACACUUCCCCAAACACACAUACAGUGCCCCCCAAAACACACACUGCCCCACACACAUAUACAGUGCCCCCCAUACACACUGCCCCAAACACACAUACACUGCAACUCUCACACACUGCAACCCUGACACACACUGCCGCCCCCUCACGCACUCACACACACUUCACCGCACACACACACACACAUUGCACCUUUCACACACACUUCACCCCUCACACAUACCACUGCUCCUAUGCCCUAUAUUCCAGCAGACCCCAGGUAAGUUGUCAAACUGUUCUUAAACGGUUUGACUACUUACUCUGGGAUGGGAUCCUGGCACUACUGGCACCAUAACUACUACAAUGAGCUGUAGUGAUUAUUGUGCCUGGAUUAUUUAUUUAAAUAAUCUAGAAGUGCCCCUCCCGAGAUCAGGCUCUGGAUCCGCCACUGCUUCACUCAAACAUCAAUACUACACACAAACGUACAUUUGCAUUUAAAAGCCAACAUUGCAUCCAAACAUAUCCUUGCAAUCAAACGCAAACAUUAUACUAACACACCCCUGUAUUAAAACAUUAAAAUAAUAUACAGGCACGCCUUCCAUCAAACACUACACACAAAAGCACAAAUGUACAAAAGGAGGGGUGCAAAUUAGAAGCAAACAGCACACAUUGAGUUAUACCCAAUUUUCAUACAAUACAUCUCUUGAUUAAUCUGUAAAAACAUAAAAGCUAACAUAGCAUAAUACUGUUAUAAAAUACUUAGAUUAUUAACAGAGGUAAUGGGUCACUCACAAUAUCCAGAGCCACAUGCUUGGACUACUUACCUUUUACUCAGUUUGUUUGUUUUUAUAUUUAUCUUUGAAGUAAAUACAUUUUAAUACUAUCAUCACUGGAAGACUCUUCAUUAAUUCAAUAAGGCCAGGAGUGGGGCUGAUUGCCUAAACAAAAACCUUCGUAGCCAUAGCCUGCUAAAUGUGGCUCUGGAUAUUGUGAGUGACCCAUUACCUCCGUUAUUAAUCUGCAUAUUUUGAAACAUUAUUAUGCUGUUAGCUUUUACUAGAGGGGGCCCAAAAAAACUUUAUUGCACCGAGGCCCUCUCUACAUGUGGUCUGCCACUGGAUAUAGUCUUUACUUACUUGCAUCGGAUGAUUUACAUUUUUUUUAUGGCUUGAUGCCCUGACAAUUUGAUACCUCUGAUAAAACAAGUUUGAAGCUUUACUCACAUUUUGCCAAAUUAAUUUGGCAGUCAUGUCUUCAUUGUUGUAUUCUCUUCGCUAUGUUACUAUUUGUUGUUUCAGUGCCUCUAGGCUGGAUCCAUAUCUUUGAUUCCAAUUCUCUUCUUUAAAAAUGUGGUUUGUUUAAUUUGCAUAACAGAUGGUUUGUAUCCUACAUAUAUCACACAAUAAACAAAGACUGACAAAACCAGAGAGCAUUAAUGUCAUUUUAGAAUAUAGGGGGUUUCCUGAAUGUAAAUAGUAUGCUUAUUAGUUUCAUUGUUAAAUUGUACUGUAUUAUCUUGAGGAAGUCUCAUUUAUUUACUCAGUUAAAGUUAAUGUAAAGUUAAACAAUUAUUGCUAAAAGCAGAUAAUUAAUAAAGUGUUUUAUUUAAUUAACACUUGGCUAUGUGGGAAAUGUGGAAAAUCAUAGGGAGGUCCUGUACAUCAAUAAGUGUGCUCUCCCUGUCAAUCAACUCCUCCUCAGAACUUGAAACUGCGAGCACAAUAUAUAGAUGGAAUUUUAUGCACUUUUCAACAAACUAAAGUUGUUUUGGGCACCCCAGUUGUCCUUUAAGCUUGGGAAAGGGAGUCUCUUAUAUACACACAACAUCCAUUUUUUCAGUAGACUGCUUGCAUCUUACACUACUGAAAAAAUGAGGCCCACAUCAGAAUUAUACAAAUUCUUAUUCAUUAGUGAGGAACAAUGUCUAAGUGUGCCGGAGUGUCUCCUGAGUUGGAAAGAAAUAUGUAAAAGUAACCCUCAAGAAUUAGAGGAAAACAGAUUUAAAAAAUCGAAAUCGCAUUGUACAACAUGGAUCAUAUUUCACAAUAUAUACAAGUUAUCAGGUGCUGUGUAGUUUUCUAGUUGAGCAAGCUUGGGUCCAGUAAUAGGCAGGUAUUUAAAUGGGGAAUUUUUAAAGUAAAUUGUGAUUGGAUUACCUGCCCAGUCAUUUCAUGUCCAUCAGCUAGCUAGUAGAAUGGACAACCAUGUUUUUAUUUAAAUUUUAAUGUUACUAGUAUUCUGUGAAGUGCCUUGCAGAAGAUUUCAUCUCCCUUGGAUUUAAAAUGGGAUGAAUACUUACGCAAGGCAUUGUAUUUUACCCUGUAGGCCUUCGUAGUAGAAUAAUUACUAUGAUUGGUGUUAGUCUUAUUAAUAAAGGCCCUUCCAGCUUUCUGAGUUUUCAAAGAGAAAUUCACGAAAAAGUUGUAUUUUUAUUGUGUGCUGAAUGAGGGCCGGUGCAAAGACUUCUGUCUACACAGGCGAAGACACAUUUUGCUCCCCCAAAAAUUUGUCUUCUCCUGUCUGUCUAAUAUUUCCCCUUUUGCCCCUCUUAACCAUUCUUUUGCCCCUUUUGUGCAUCUUGACACCUUUUUCUUUCUUGUUUUCCCUUUUUGUAUAUUGUAUCCCCUGUUUGGUAUUCUUUUCAUGUUUUUGUCUUCGUCCUAAUUUUCUGGUCUCUUUACCCCCUUGUGUCACACACUCACUCACUGCUUAUACAUAAACACACACACACACACACACACUGGUUCUUACUGCUUAUACAUACACUGGCUCUUACACACAUACAGGCUAUUACACACACUGGCUCUUACACCAACACACACACACUCACUGGCUCUAAUCCACACACACUGCUUACACAGACACACGCAUGCACACACACUCACUGGCUCUAAAACACACACAUAUACUAACUCUUACACACACUGCUUAUAUACACACACACACACAGUCUCUUACAAACACACACAGCUUAUACACACUCACUGGCUCUAACACACACACACACUAACUCUUACACACACUGGCUCUAACACACACACACACACACACACACACUAACUCUUACACACACACAUUGGCACUAACACACACACUAACAGCUCUCCGCUCUCCACAGCAGUUGGUCACCAGGAUAUGAUGUCACGUAUCCCAGUGGCCUUUAGCUCAUGAAGAGAUUGGCCAUGGUUGCUCCUCGCUGCUCCACUCCCCUCCCUCAGUGGCUGCAGGUUCCCCCCCCCUCCCCAUUACACAGCCAGGUAAAUUACAAUCAUGGGCAUUGCUGCAGAAAGUGACCCGCAGGAGCAGAGUUCUCUGUGCUCCUGCCGGUCACUCGGACAUCUUUGCGCCCUAGGUGCCGCUUGUGCCACCUUAUGGUAGCGCCGGCCCUGUGCUGAAUGAUUGCAUGGCUUACUAACCAAGUUCAUUAGACUUUCAGUAUGUUCACCACAGUCAGCUAAGCAAGUAAGUUCUGUAUUUUGAAUGUUCUGUUAAGGAAACUGAUUUAUCUUUCAGGCUUACCAAGGCUUGCUAAAAAAAAUUAAAGGAGCUUCCUCUGAUUGUAAAAGACUGAUACGGGCGCAGUUUGGUACUGUACGUGCAUUCUGGACUUAAUCGUUAAUAUGACGAACUUUACGAGCCAGUGAGCGGAUUUUUCCCUUGAAUAGUUACUUCAUUUCAAACACAUAUGUUUCACUUUGUUUUCUCAAAAUGGAAAGUUCCACAAAAACAAAUGAAAUCUUUAGCAUCAUAAUGUGAUUUAAUAAAGUCAAACAUUGUGAUUAUCUUAUGCGUUUUUACCUGUUUUAACAUGUUUUCUGGGAUUAAAGCUACCAGACUUCCAAUGUACAAGUUCAGUAAAAAGAUACUUUGUGAUUAAUUAAACUCUGAAUUUCAUAUUGCAGGGUAAAAAAAGCUAAGCUGUGACUUUCAGCAUGUUUUUGCCAUAAAUUUAGUUUUCUUUUUGUUUUAAAUUUGCUGCAGUCCAUAAGACUCUGUGUUUAUGAUUUUACUUGGCCUAUACUAAGCGGUUUUAUGUGCCUGUCUCCUUGCCAUGUGACUUUUGUGCCAUGACAGGGGCAUAGUCGUACCCUUGGGCAUUAAGAAUAAAACCCAUGCAUACCCAAUAAUACACGAACACCAAUAUUCUAUCCACAGCUUUUAAUAUAAUAUAUCAAUUUUAAUACGAAAAGUCACUGUCAAACAAACCCUAUGACACAGUACAUAACUAACCCCCACCCCCUACAUUACAAUGACAAUGACCCCAAAAUUAACAACAUAACACCAUAACAAUAUAACAUAAAUAACAUCAUGAAACAAAAUUAAGUGCAAACAACUUGCCCGAAUGAUAGAACCAAAAAGAUCUCUAUUCCUAUAGAGGAAGUGUGUUUUACUAAAAAGUGCUUGCAGUGCAAAAAGAAUCUUAAUAUUUAAAUAGCAGCUCUACACUCUUGGUGGGAUACCCUUUCCCUACAAAACAGUUAACAUACACUUUCUAUUAUACCUUCAGUGGAGUUCUAAAAGUGCAAAAAAGUCUCCACUGGAGGGAAUACUCAUUCAAGAGAGUUAUGGGAUGCUGCCCUACGAACAUAACAGCCCUAUAUACGGAGCCAAUAACAAUAUAGGCUCUAUUACGUGUGAGUGACCUAUUUUAAGGAAUUAAUACAUUUUUGUUGGACAUUACCAUCUGCACUAUAUCUUGUUUUGUUUUUUCUAUUUGUAGGUACGGACAUUGUCUGUCAUUUAUAAGUAUAUAAUCACGGGCUAAGUAAUCCUCUCUUUUUCUACUUUACACAUUUCUUUGCACUUUUAGAGCUCCACUGAAGGUAUAGAAAUAACCUAUACCAUUAGAAAGUGUAUUAUUAUUAUUAUUAUUAUUAUUAUUAUUGCGAUUUAUAUAGCGCCAACAGAUUCCGUAGCGCUUUACAAUAUUAUUAGAGGGGGGAUUUGACUAUAAAUAGGACAAUUAAAAGAAAACUUACAGAAACGAAGGGUUGAAGAGGGCCCUGCUCAAACGAGCUUACAGUCUUAACUUGAUCCAAUGUAGGGGUAUACCUACAUUGUCUUUGCAUAUCUUUUAUUAUUCAUUUCUUUAAUGGUAUAUCUUGCUUUACUUAUGAAAUAUAAAAAUGAAACACAAAACAGAGCACAAAUACAUAUUUUUUUUCGAUAUAUUGUCAGUUAGUAGAUAUCCAUUAUUCUGUAAAUGGUAAAUAACAUGGAUGUAUUCCUUCCACCCAUUUAUCUAUUCUCUACAAUUAUGUGCCCCAACCUCUUGUAUUAACUUCACUUCACUUUAUUAACUUCACAGAGUACUGUAGCAAGGGGAGGCAUGAAAAUCAUAAGUGUGUUGUUCUCCUCAGAAGUCCCCUCUAAAACAUCAAAGUUGUUCUAUUUGAUACUGAUUUCUUAAUUUUGGCCUCAAAAAAUAGGGGUCGUCUUAUACAUGGGGACAACUUAUACAUGGAAAAAUACGGUACAUUGAUUCAUAAAUUCAUCUCAAUAGCAAAAAAGAGAAUCAAAAAUGUGCAAAUUACUGUGUAUACAUAUACAAACCAUUUAGUUGAUAAACCUCUUUGUAUUUGUGAAACAAUAUAAAAUGUGGAAAUUAGAUUAGUGAUAGUGAUCACUCUAAUAAAUUGACUUACAGGCAAAUGCUUAGUGAUAGAUCACAGUAGGAAAUGCUCAUGGCAAAAAAAUAAAACAAAAGAAAAACAACAGAGUAAAACUAUUUAAAAAUACAAAAGGAAGGAGGGGGGGGGGGGGCUAGGAUGGCACUCACAGACUAGGAGCAGCACUAUGUACUGCUCAAAACAAUGCAGUUCCUCAAUGAAUUAGAUCCAGAUGGACAGUUGUAGAGGAAAUAGUCUUUAUUUAAAGGGACACUAUAGUCACCCAGACCACUUUAGGUCAAUGAAGUGGUCUGGGUGCCAGGUCCCCCAGGUUUUAACCCUUCAGAUGUAAACAUAUCAGUUUCAGGGUUAAUCAAGCCUCUUGUGGCUGUCUUCCUGACAGCCGCUAGAGGUGCUUCUGCGACGCUGGAUGCGAAAAUCGCAUCCAGCAUGCAGACAUCCAUAGGAAUUCCUAAUAAAAUUGCCUUUGCUUUGGAAUUCGCUGGAGUGCCUGGAUUAUUUUCUAUAUUCAAAGUCCACAGGAAUUCAUUGAGAAAUGCUUUCCUAUUGACUGUUUGAAUUCCGCUCCACUCGGGAGCUGACGUCGGCGGGGGAGGAGAGGUCACCAACGUCGAGGGAGCCCGGCGCUGGAUUAAAGUAAGUAACUGAAGGGGUUUUAACCCCUUCAGCGCCAAGGGAGGGGGACCCUGAGAGUGGGGGGUGGGAGGAGUCCAAAGGAGUAUAUAAUGUCAAGAAAACGAGUUGGUUUUCCUGACACUAUAAUGAUCCUUUAAAACCGUUAAAACCAGGACAGCUAUGCAAUUCGCCUCCGAAUUCAGCAUACAGUUCGACGAAUGUCUCUGAAUUCAGCAUACAGCUUGUCUCCAGAUUCAGCAUACAGUUCGACGAAUGUCUCUGAAUUGUCAGAGAACCAGGACAGAUACACAUUUUUUUUAAUUCAGCCAAUAAACCAGCUAGCAGCAAAGAGAACUAGCUGAGGUCAGUAUGAGUCAGUCUCAGAGAACAUGCUAACAUUUCUUCAGAGGGACAGAGCAAAGAUGUCCUUCCUAUUGACCCCCGGGAGGAAUAUUGGCAUGUUCUCGGAGACUCGGACUUAUACUCAUCUCAGCUAAGCUCUGUAUGCUGCUAGCUGGUUCACUGGUCUAAUCAAAGGUGAACUGUAUAACUGUCCUGGUUUUAACUGUUUUAAAUAAAGUACAUACCAUAUAUACUCAAGUAUAAGUCUAGAUUUUCAGCACAUUAUUUGUGCUGAAAAACCCCCACUCGACUUAUACUCGAGUGAGUACAUUGCCAUAAUACAGACCAGGACUGCCGGGCUCAUUACAAGCCCGGCGGUCCUGUUGGGGGCUGGCAGAUAGCUGUUACUUACCUUCCUGCAGCUCCUGUCAGCUCCCUUCUCCUCCACUGUAAGUCUCGUGGUGUGACUGCCGCGCGGAGCGUUGCCACGGUAAACCGUGGCAACGCUCUGACCCCGCGGCUCUCGCGAGACUUACAGUGGAGCUGACCGGACCAGAGGAGAAGGGAGCUGACAGGAGCUGCAGGAAAGGUAAGUAACAGCUCUCUGCCAGCCCCCCUCCUACACAGCUAAUCCACUGGACCACCAGGGAAUGACAGCCCCCCUCCCUGGCCAGCUAACAAGCAGGGAGGAGGGACGAAAAUAAAAAUUAAAUUAAAAAAAAUUACAAUAAAAAAAUUUAAAUAUUAAAAAAAAAUUAAAAAUAAUAAUAAUGCCCUCCACCACCCAGUUCACACACAAAUACACACUCAUACAAACACAUCCUCUGCAUUGUAUACACACACACACACACACACACACACACUGCAUUAUAUACACACUCAUACAAACACACACUCUGCAUUAUACACACACACUCUGCAUUAUAUAUAUAUACACACACACACACACACACACUCUGCAUUCACACAAACACACACACUCUGCAUUGUAUAAUGCAGAGUGUGUGUUUGUAUGAGUGUGUCCGUUUAUAAUGCAGAGUGUGUUUGUAUGAGUGUGUCCGUAUAUAACGCAGAGUGUGUGUUUGUAUGAGUGUGUGUGUAUAAUGCAGAGUGUGUGUUUGUAUGAGUGUGUGUGUGAGUAUGUAAUGCAGAUUGUUUGUAUGAGUGUGUGUGUAUAAUGCAGAGUGUGUGUAUGAGUGUGUGUGUAAUGCAGAGUGUGUGUAUGAGUGUGUGUGUGUGUGUAAUGCAGAGUGUGUGUAUGAGUGUGUGUGUGUGUGUGUAUAAUGCAGAGUGUGUGUAUAAUGCAGAGUGUGUGUAUGAGUGUGUGUGUAUAAUGCAGAGUGUGUGUAUGAGUGUGUGUGUGUGUAUAAUGCAGAGUAUGUGUUUGUAUACGUGUGUGUAUAUAAUGCAGUGUGUGUUUGUAUGAGUGUGUGUGUAUAUAAUUAUAAAAAUCACAGAAUUUCAUAGCCCCAAGUUUUACCCUCGACUUAUCCACGAGGCAUAGCAUAUUUCACAAUUGUUGGUCACAAAACUGCACUCGACUUAUACAUGAGAUCGACUUAUACACGAGUAUAUACGGUAACUGCUCCCUAUUUGUGAAUGCCAUUCUAACCCCUCACCCCACCCCCUUUCACAUUUUUAAACAGGUUUACACUAUGUUGUUUUUCUUAUGUAUUUUAUUCCCGUAAGCAUUUCCUACUGUGGUCUUCCAUUAAGCAUUUAUUGGAUUGAUCAAUAUCACUAAUCAAAUUUCUGCACUUUAUAUUGUUUCAGCCUAGCUUGUUACACGUAGGGGUUUAUCAACUAAAAGUUUUUUUUGUAUGUAUACACAGUCUUUUUUCCAUUGAGAUAAAUGUAUUAAAUAAUUUAUAUAUUAGUUUUAAUCACUAUAUAAAAACUAUACAAAACUAGUAAAGAUAGGUGUAAUCAAUAACAAAACAUAAAAGGUGGGCAGCUACAUAAACCAGUCAGCGUCUAAAAUUAGUGUAGGCUCAUAAGUCAAAGCAGUAUGUGCACUCCUAAGUAUAAUAAAAUAAAUCUAUAAAGAUAGAGAUAAAUUUAUUGAUAUAAAAACACAUACAUAUAGAUUUAUUUAAUCAUAAAUAAAUAAAAAAAAAUAUAUAUAUAACCGCAAUGAUCUGAUGCUACUAGUAAGUGGUGAGCUAUUCGAAAUGACACAAGCACAGCCGUACAGAUAUGAAUGCACAAAAUAGGCAAAAAAAAGCCACCAUUGAUACAGUGAAUAACAAUGUAUCUAGUGGCUCCAAUGCCUACAAUGCAGAUGUAAUGAUAAAAAAUAAUAAACAGAUAAAUAAAACUAUAACUGUGUAAACUGAAAAAUUAUAUAUAUAUAUAUAUAUAUAUAUAUAUAUACACACAAAAAGUACCUUGCCUCGGUGUGGGCUCCCACUGAGGUAUGUAUAAAAAAUAUAGAGUAAGGUCCCGGAGAGGAUGUAUUCAGAUGGAUGAAUGGUGGACGUAUCGAAUAAAAAAACAUCAGUCCCAGACAAGAUCAGUAGGUGGGUAGCUCAAUGUUGCACCGCGUUCGGGAUCUUCAAAAAAGACCGCGGUGUAAUGGAGGCAGACCCCCAACAGGAACAGGUGAUGACUCUUUCCACCCAAACUCCUGUAGACAGGAGCCGUGAAAACCGGGUGUACCAACUGCUGCAACAGGAAUAUAAACUUCAGCUGAUUAUAUGCUCACAGGAGAACAGGAGUGGCCGCUCUCAUAAACUCACAAAACACUCCAAGCAACAGCAGAUCAGAGGGUCAGCUGUAACGAUGUGUCUACGCAUUUCAUCCCUCCCACGGGACUUUCUCAAGACAAAAUAACUAUCAGAGAUCCGGGUUUAAAUAUCCCAUGAAAAAAAUGGAGUAGAGGGCAUAUAAAAACCCCGGACUGGGUUCGUAGUAGAACACAUAGUAAAACAUGGACAUAAUAUAAUAAGUAUCACAAACGUAAAUGUGUCAAAUUAGAAAAAAUAUAUAAUAAAAUACACACUUUCAAAAAUCAGUAAAUUAUUGUUAGGCAACAAAUGAUGGCUGGACCUGAUAGAGAGGACAAAGAGAUUUGUCAGAAGAAAAAAAAAGGGGGGGGGAUAAUCAUAGAAAAGUGAUAAGUGAUAGAAAGGAUUCUGGCUCAUAAAUAUUAAAAGGGGCAGGCACCAUUUCUUAGAAUGGAAAGUAUGUGCCCUCGUUAGGUUCCAAAUUAAUACUUAAAAUAAACCAGUUUAAACUCCUUAUGGCUCAUUAAAUUGAAAACAGACUUACACCGUAACCCGAACUCUUCAAUAAAAAAAAAAUAUGUCUCCAUGUAUCAGGCGCACCAGAAUAUGCAAUUCUGUAAAAAAUGAAAAUAAGGGAGACCAGCUCCAUUAAAAAAUUAAUAUAUAUAUGCAUAUAUACUGGCGCAACUUCAACAAAUAUAUAUUUUAUUAUGCUAUUACUUUAAUUCGGAGUAAGCUCCUCACUAAUAGGGGAUGAUUGAUUCGGGUUAUGAUGUAUAAUGCAAAGGCACCAAAGGUUAUCCAGUAUUAACAAAGCAUUCACCAAAAGAUCUCUAUAACAACAGAAUAAUGAGCAGAUAGUAAAUGAUUGGCAUACAGGAUCACAUAUUAAGUAAUUGACCACUGAUAGUAUUAUAAAUAUCUCUGUGCAAAAAGGGAAUUUAACCAAGACAGGAUGAUCAGCAGACAGUGGAUGAUAUACAUAAAACAUCAAAUACUGGAUCCUGGAUUACUGACAACCGGGGUUCUAUAAACAUAGUAUAAUAAAUAUAAAUGCAGAAGCUAAGCUGUAACAGAGGAAGCUAUAACAUGACUGUUAAAAUGGUUCUAGCUCCUCGUUUAGGCCAUUAGGUGCCAUAGAAUUAAGCUUAAAAAUCCACAUAGACUAAGCCUUAAUCAAUUCCCUUUUUCUUUUUGCACCAUCCUGAUAUGGAGGAAUAUGAGCUAUCCCCAUUACUUUAAUGCCAGAAGGAUUCUUCUCAUGAAAGAUUUGGAAAUGUCGGGCCACCGAGGACCUCAUAUCAUUAUGAAUUAUUGCUAAUCUAUGGCCUGGUCGUUUGACCCACAUAUUGCCCCCGCACGGGCAGGUUAGGAGAUACAACAACAAAUGGGGUGCUACAGGUGAUUUCAGAUCGAAUAGAAAAAGUUUCUAGACUAUUGUAGGGACUAAACAGAGAUUUGAUGGCAAAUAUGGUUACAUGUGAGGCAUUUAGUGCUACCACAGCGCCUGUUUACUGAACCUUCCUUGAUAACUUUUAUUUGUUUCCCAUUGGCUUGAUGUAACUUAGAGGGGGCUAAGAUAUUCUUCAAGUUGGGUGCCUUUCUAAAGGUGACCCUAGGAACCUCUGAAAUACAAAGGACAACCAAGGGUUCUUGGUCAGAAUAGGCCAAUACUUAUAAAGGAUCUCAAUAAUAUCAUCAUCAUGUCGUGGAAAAUAUGGGUGUUUUACCCAUUCCUAUCUCUUUAGUGCUGAUGUUAAAUUUAGCUUUUUUUUCACAGUGGGGGCAUGGGCUUCACCCAAUAAUUCAAGGAUCAUAUAGUGCUCAAUAGUAUGAGACUACUGUUCUACACGUGGAAUAAGGGUAAGUUUGUUUGAUGUAGAGGAAUCUGUGGUGUGAAACUUGAACAAAGGUUGGACAUUCUGAUCUAGCCCUUUCAAAUAUGCAAUAAGCACCUUAUUUAGGGGGUAGGACUUCUACAAAAAGCGUUGGCAUUAAAUUAGGGACUCUUUCUCAUAAUCAGACACAAAUGAACAAUUUUGUCUAAUUCUAGUGAAUUGUCCUGAAGGGAUAUUCUGUAUCCAUGUGGGAUGGUGACCACUUUUGGCAUGUAGAUAGCCAUUCACAUCAACGCUUUUUUGAUAGGUCUUGGUGAUAAUUCUUCCUUCGGAGCCAAUAAGGGUUAGGUCCACAAAAUCCAUGGUGGACCUGUGCUUCUUGUGUGUAAAAGAAAGACCCCAACAGUUGUUGUUAAUAUAUGAUAUAAAGUCUUCUAUUUCAUUCCAGUCACCCCUCCAAAUGAUAAGUAUGUUAUCAAUGAAUCUGCGAUAGAGGGCGAGUCGCUCCAUCCAAUAUGGGUUCGCAAAAUCCAUAACUUGCUCCCAGUAACCCAUAAAUAAGUUGGCAUAGGAUGGAGCAAAACUAGCCCCCAUGGUAGUUCCCUUGGUUUGUAGAAAAAACGCCCCAUUGAAUUCAAAAUAAUUAUGUUUUAACAUAAAUUCUGUAAACCUGAUGAUAAAUUCUGACUGUUUUUCUGGAAGGAGGGGGUCUGAACCCAGAUAUAGUGACAGGGCUUUUAGGCCCAGAGUGUGAUCAAUAUUAGAAUAAAGGGCUGCCACAUCAAUCGUAAGCCAACAAUAGUGUUCUGACCAUUCAAUCUCCUUGACGAUCACUAUAUUAAAUGUUUAUAGUGUAUUUAAAGGCAUAGCACACCUUUUUACAUGUAUUGAACUAGAGGGUGUUUUAUCAGUCUUUGCGCUAUAUAAAGUUGCUGCUACAUCUAUUAAAUUGUCUUAUUUUAACAUUUUUCACAUAAAUAAGCGCCAUACAUUCACUUUUGUAUUCCAAAACUUAAAUUUGAGAUUUACUUUGAAUUCUCAACAAUUCACACCUUCAGUAAAUAUCCCUGCUAGAAUGUAAUGUCAAAAUUACAAUUGACUCUAUGAAUGGAGCAAAGGUUUAUUAUUCACUGUAGCGUAACAAAUAUAUUUCUUUUUCUUGCUAUGUAAAAACUAUAUACAUGUCUGUUCACUAAAAUACAACAGAUUGUACAUUAUGAAAUGCUUUACACCAGUGCUUUUUUUUUUUUUUUUAACAAGUCUUUGAGGGCCACCAGAGGUCCAGAACUCAGGCACAGUUGGGGGAACGUUUAAAAUACUUUUACUUUGCGACUGCUCAAUGCCAGCAGAAAUGUAUUUCAAAAGUCACUUCAAUAAAGCAUUUUUAUAUACUUGCUCAUUAUCUGCAUGUGUCUGGAAAUGGCUGGUAAAUCCAAGAGGCAGUGGUCCAUUUUAAUGUUUGAUCUCCAUAAGAUAUGUAGAUGUUCCUUUUAUAAAUCUGUUUAUUUUGAAAUUUUAAAAACUGAUGUACUGAGUUCGUCUGGUCCAUACACUGAAUAUAUUAGAGCACAGACUUGCAGAAAAUGUACAACAACAAAACUUUCUUCAUUGAAAAAACUCUGCUUUUGUAUUGUACCGAAUUUUGGAAAACCUAUUGAACUGCACAGCAAAACCGACUCGGCAAUGCAUUAAUUCAAAAACAUCCUCGUGAAACUUCCCUCUUUGGCAAUGUGCAUUGAGAGGAGGAGGUGCCCUCUUUAUUCUGCGUACACACCCCCAAACACACCUCCUUCCUGACCAAAUCCUGUUCCUGCAAACGCACCCAUUCCAUGAUGCAAUACAAUCGUGUGUCAUUUGUUCUAGCCCUAAGUCGAAAGGACAUGAUGCAAUUUCUCUAAUGCUUUCAUCAAAUUCGUUUGUUUUGCUACUCCCUCCAUUCACUUUUUGCCCAAGCACAGCUUAUACUUCACAAUGAGAGCACAGUUAGAAAUGAUCACCCUUAAUAAUAGUUUUAAACUGUAUGGUAAUUAAUUAGCUGAUACUAGUUUUAAACUAUUUCCUACCAAACUAUUAUGUGACCUAUGGAAAAUAAAGUUGAAACGACUAUGAACUCUCCAAUAUAAUCGUGUAUUACGUUUCACCACUCUGAAGCCAACACUAACACAAUGGGAUCUACUGUGUUCAGACUUCUCAGUGUUCUUAUUAAUCCUUUGCUUUAUCCUGGAGAUAGAUAUCAGGCAAUCAGAUGGCUUGUUGCAUCAGCUCAUCUCAAGAUAUUUUAAGUGGCCAAGAGGGGCGUGUGACCUGAGGUGUAGCUAAGGGAAAAAGUAACAGGGUUAUUCAUUAAAGUGAGAUUUCAAAGAUAAUUUCACAUUUAAGGUCAAAAUACCUGAACAAGAAAAUUUCUCUAAGUCAGCUAUACUUCCAGUUCGGCUACUUUACCAUUGGAUUUGGAAUUCGCUCUGAAUUCUCACUUCACUGAAUAACCCUGUAUGUCAAAGACCGAAGAUUUUAUUUGCGGAAAAUAACCUGUAAAUACUUUGGCCAUAUUAAUGGCAGGCAGUUGAUUGUCGUUAUUAUUGAUUUACUUUACAUACAACUUUGAGAUUGUACAUCAUUACCGAGAUUUUGGUCCGAAUAAAACAUUCGCUUUCUAACGUGGGAGGCUUUCAUGAAACCAAUCGGAUUUUGUGGAAUGCUUCUGUUCAUCUAUUUGAUAACAUGGGCUGCCUCUGGGUCUGGUGAUAAAUCUGUUUACCUUGGCUUCCUUUGCUUAUCUAUCUGGCUACCUCUGCUUAUCUAUCUGGCUACCUGGGUAUGCUGCCUCUGGUCACCUAUCUGGCUAGCUGGAUGGGGUGCCUCUGGUGACCUAUCUGGCUAGCUGGGUGGGGUGCCUGUGGUCACCUAUCUGGCUAGCUGGGUGGGGUGCCUCUGGUCACCUAUCUGGCUAGCUGAGUGGGGUGCCUCUGGUCACCUAUCUGGCUAGCUGGGUGGGGUGCCUCUGGUCACCUAUCUGGCUACCUGGGUGGGGUGCCUCUGGUCACCUAUCUGGCUAGCUGGGUGGGGUGCCUCUGGUCACCUAUCUGGCUAUCUAGGCUGGGUCUGGUGACAAAUAUUGGUACAUUAGUUGCCUCUGGGUAUUUGAGCGGUAAGUUGCUAUGGUAAAGUUUCCCCAUUUCCUGCCAGCAUUAUUUACAAUUACAUUUAUCUAAAAGAACACAAUCGGGCAAGUACCGGUUUCACAAAGUUCCAACCAAUCACAGCCUUCCUUCCCGAAUUCUCCCCGCCCCUCUGACGUCACUCACUCCAAUCCCCCCUAAACUGGAAGUUCGCAGCAGUGAGCGCUCAUUGAACGGCUGGAUCUAAGCGGGAACGGGCGGGAGACACACAGACGGGAAUCCACCUGAGAGACACAGCGAUCCCUCCAAACACCGCAGGUAAACAAUGACGCGUUAAAGGCGAACUUGUUGCUCACUUCUAAACCCCGCAUGGCUCAGUAACCAUCUAUACCGGCUCUCACGUGGUAUGGCUGGAUACAUCCUUUGGGUUUCUCUGGUACAUUGUAAUUCUUCACACCAUAUCACUUUAUGGAUUUUCGUUUUGUUUUUGCUUUUCACCCUCCCCCGUUUGAUUGGAAGUAAAAUGGUGGGAAAUGUUAUUCUAGCAUGAUCUAGUAACAAUAAAAAGCGCGGUUAUCGAUAAGCAGCAUCCCGUAUAAUUUAAAUCACAAUGCGCUAUGUGUCCGAAACUGCUCCUUAAUUAGACACAUCUCGUGUGAUAUGUCCUAAGAGAGCAAUAAGUGCAGCACACAUUGAUGUGAGAUAGAUAUCGUGUACAGGGGAUCAAAGGCUAGAUCGGCUUAUUGUGUAGGAGGUGGGAAUUCAUGAGGUCUAGUAGUGCGUUUUAACAUUUUGUUUGAACAAUUCUUACAUAAUCUCCUUGUCCAAAGCGGUUUACAUAGUCUAGCAGUCAAUAAGCUGGGAGUAGAUUAUAGAACAUUAGGUAGUUCCAAAUCACAGAAUGUAAAUCCUCAAACAUUCUACACUCUGAUUACAGCAUGUCUUAACCGGUGUAUGGGAGCCUUGGCUUCUUUACAUAUGGUAGAGUUUGCGACUUUGCCUUCUUGAGAAAAGCCACGCUGGCUUCGGCAGCCUAUUACAUUUUUUUCCACUUUCUGGUCGAACAGGAAUUUAAUGAAGAUUCAUGAAUCAAUUCUUCCUGUUCUAUUUACAGACCAACGCCUGUUCUGUGACUUAUCUUAUCCCGCAACUGCACAGGAUAUGUAUUUUGUAAUUACUGCUGUAGAUUGUGAUUGAGCACAGGCAAUUUCAUUAUAUGCUUUUCCUCUUGUGCAUGUUUUUGGGUAUCACAAUUCAUUUUCCUACUGUGGUAAUUGCAGUUUGAAAAAUUGUGAUGGAGCUGUUUCCUGUAUAUUUUACAUCUGGAAAAUAUAAUGACUAGAAAAAUAGAUGGACAGUGAUGCUUGUUUCUGGUUUUACAUUGGGUUAACUUUGUGGAUACUCAGGGCGGAAAUACAUACACGCACAUUAUUAUUUAUUUAUUUUUUAGUAGCUUCUUGCGUAAUUCUUUUGGUACAUUUCCUAAGAACAACAUAUUUCUUGUUUUUGAAUCCUGGCAGCUAGUGUACAGAACUUCAAAAGUACGACAGUGUCUAAGCCUCUGUGUUCUUAAAUGGAACCAACAGAUGCGAACGUACUCUUAGUGUAUGCCAAGUGAAAACAUUGACUCUUGGGCAUAUGUAUACUGCGCAGAGAUUAUUUUUGAGAAAGUAUCGUCAAAGUAUCAACAGAGGGUUGCGUGCUUAUGGUCUGUUGUACCAAAGGAACACCUAAACCAGUGUUUUCUAAAUUGUGCUGUUCAAAAAAGUAUUUGUGAGUUUGAAUUCCUCUUACUCAUGUCUUCUGAACAACAAAGAGUGAUCUGAAGGGUGAAAAUGUAGGUGCUGGCUCAAAGGUUGUUGAGUUGAGAUUUUAAGAUAAGAAAAUGCAUCUGUUGCACCUACUUUUGAAAGAUAUCUAUAUCUAUCUAUCUAUAUCUAUCCUCUGAAUUUUGGAAACCCACCAUUGAGUUGAAUAAGCUCAGUAAGAGCCACCCAUAAUCUUUGCAAUGAGACCAAAUGGGUCAGAUAGCAUAGAUAUUCCUGAAAUUUUUUCCAAAGUAAACCUGUUUGUACCAAGCAAAUUAGUAAAUGUACUGGGGGAAAAAAACAUUAUACAGUGAUUACUUAGACCAAUUGGGCUUUAUGAAAUACACACACCACGAGUAGCAGUAUGGGUUGCUUACACUUUUUUAAUUUUAGUUUUUUUUUUUUUUACCCAGAAAAAAAAAAAUUCUGUCUUUAUAUAUUUAGAUUCAGAGGACAUUUUGGUGCCUGGUAAAUGUUAAUUGCUGACCUCUGUAUGCAAUUCAGACAUACAUGGACAUAUUUUAUGUUUUGACAAAUGUAUUGAAUUUACAGAUUUCAUGGUAAUUUCUGAGCUGUCUUUAGUAUACAUACAGUUAUGAGUUAAAUUCUGACAGUCUUCUGAAUUUUUAUAAUAUUGAGGCACAUACAGACAUUGGUGCAUUAACUCUUCCAAAUAGAGAAAUUGAAUUUUGGGGGGACCUUUUUACAAGAGGCUCACUCUUGUUUUUCAAACAUCUCAUUAAAGCCCACAAGCCAUUCCUUACAAUGGUGAGAUUUAUACUACAAGCAUACCUGGUUUGGGAUGCCAUCUUAAUUAGAAUUGGCUGUAGUGGAAUUUAAUAAAUUCAGUGCAUGCUAUGGCUGAGAAGCCUCAAUGAUAGAUUUGGAAAAUACAGUGCAAACAUAAAUAAAAUUCAAAAUUUUAAGUCAAGACAGAUCUCCGUGAUUUGUAGCCGACUGGACCAGAUUUUCAAGAUGUAUUCUAGCUGUCACUAAAAAUUGAAUCUGACUCUGAACUUGUAGAGAAAUUUGUCAAGUCUACGUAACACCCUGUCAAGCUAAACGCGUUGCUAACUUUAAUAGAUCUGCAACAGUACACACCAGCAAAUAUGUGAACCCUGAUUCAAUUAACAGAAGAUGGUUUGUCAUGUAAAGAAUUUCGACAAAACAUUGUUUUUAUUUUGCAUUAAAAUCUAUUUACUUUCAAUAACCUAUAUGAAGGAUAAUGAGAGUGAAUUACAUGUCAUCAAAGUAUGUGCCACUAAAAAUAAUUUCUUUCAUAUUUGUGAGGCAGUAGUAAUUAUAACUUGCAUUCAUCUAAGCUGUGCAUCAGUUAGCACCCUGUGCUGGAACUGCUAGUUACAGUAGCAUUUGUUUUAGUGAUGCAGAGCCUAAAACAGGCAGGACUAUUUCCUGAACUCUGAGACAAGACUGCAUGGGCUAUAGAUUCCACACCUGAUGGAAUUAAUUUACCAAAAAUAUAAAUAUUACAUGAAAAUAGAGCCUCAUGCUACAUAACUAAUCACCAUUUCAAGCUGAAUAACAUUUGGACUCUAAUGUAUCUUAAGUAGAAAACUAUUUUUAGAUUUUUCUUCCAAAAGGAUUUUAUUAAAAGAAAUUAACAUGGAAUAUAUUUAGCUCUAUCCACCCACCCUGGGCUUAAGGCAGAGCAUUUGCCUGAUAGUUAUUGCUGCUUGCCAAGGGAUUUAUAUCAAGGCAUUCUGGGCUAAAAUGUUAACGUCCUAUAAAUAAUGAAAUGGAAUGCUCAAAAUAUUUAUUCACAUACCCCCAGAGAUGUAGCUGUUCAUGCGUGCUAGCCAAGGAGCAGCCUGGUGUCACUUUUUUCAUUGUGUUGAAUGACAGGAUCAAGUCCUUGUAAACACCACCAAUGACCCUCGAAAGGAUUGACAGGCAGAGGAAAGACGUGAAAUAAACAACUGUUGUUUGCACAAUGAAAAUUUAGAAUCUGUUUCUUGCAGGACAGGUUGGUAAUGGCCAUUGCUCUUUCUUACAGCACAUAUCUGUACCACAUGAGUACCCCCGCAAACAUUCCAUGAUAAUUAUCUAACCUGUUAUCACAGCUUUGGGCCUUCAAACCUAAGACUGAAAUUGACCAGAUAAUGAAUGAGUAAAGCAGGUAGCGCUCUCAUAUUGUUGUACAACUUUUUUUUUUUGAUGAAUGGUGUAAUUGCACAGGAGUCCUAGGGUCAAGCCAGAUAUACGCUCUAGGUCGGGGUUACCAAUUAUUUUUUUCCAGUGGAACCCUUUGACAUAGUGUAUCAACAUCGUGGAACACACACACACUUAGAUACACACACAGUGACAAAUACACAAACCUUGACACACAGAUACACACACCUACUCUCACUGACAAACACAAAUACUUUGACAGACACGCACUCUCACUGACAAACACAAAUACUUUUUGACAGACACCUACACACUCUCACUGACACACACAUACCCUUUGACAGACACAUAUACACUCACUGACAAACACUCUCACCCACUCACUGACAAGCUCACAUUCACUUUCACUGACUAAAACACAUACUCUUUGACAGACACACAAACACAUACAAACUCCCUAACAGACACACAUACAAUUUUUGUAUUUUUUUUGUUUUACUCCACCCAGCCCUUCUACCUUUUAGUAGUGCUGGCAUGGGGUCCAGUGGGGCUGCUGAGCGGCUGGCGUGCAGGCGGCGAGGGAACAGUGAUCUCCCUGCUCAGUUCCCUAGCGCGCCUCUUAGUGAUGCUGGAGUGAUGUCAUAUUCCAGCUCCAGCAUCACUGCUCUGCGCGCAAGUGAGCUGAGCAGGGAGAUCACUGCUCCCUCGCUGCCCGCGGCCAUUUUAAUUUGAAAAAUUUUGGCGGAACGCCAAUUGGGAAACACUGCUCUAGGCUAUGGGCCUCUUAUGGGAACAGUCAUUGAGCCCUUGACAAAGCGGUCCUUUGUAUUUUUAGGACAUCUUGACAUUUCCAGUUCUUAGUUUUUACAUUAUUCUUGGCUUGGUUGUCACUAGUAAUAAAGCAUUCAGAUAAAAGUGACAAACUGCAAGAGGACAGUCAUAGUUUGUACACUCUAAAAUAAUUUAAUAGUAGCAUCGGGAAAAUGUAUGUGACGCUGUAGCACCGGGGUAGGUAACCUUUCGCAUGAGGGCUGGAUGCCAUGUUGUGUAUGAAUGGCUCUCUAGUAGAUAUCUGAAAGACUAAAAUUAAGAAAAGCCAUUUUAUUUUCCCUUUGCCCAUUCUACAUCUCAUCCAUGUCACCUAUCAUUUUUCAAUAUAUACAAAUUGUUUCCAUGAUACAACGGAUUGAAUGGUUACUUUUCAGAACAUUUCAAUAUCACACACACUCAUACUGGAAUGCAGACACAGCCAUAUAGACAGCUUUACACGCACAUAUACAGACAAAGCCAUACAAACACAUAGAGCCAUAUAGCACACAUACAUACACACACUCUUCUAAAGUUAGUCAUAGAGUUAGCCAUACACACGUACAGGUACAGUCAUACUCAUACAGACACAGAAGACAGCUUAAUGGAAUGCAAUACUACGUAUAUUAAGGAGGCAGGCCUCUAGGCUAUGCUGGCCCAUUACUUGCCGGAAGGGGCUCAACUGUUGGUGUGAAGAUGUGAAUCAUCUAGCCCUGUAAUACACACAGCUCCCUUGUGGCUGCUCUGCAGUGAUGUAAUGAAUUACUACAGUGUUAGCCGCCCAAAGCUGUGUAGAACUGCGCCGCUUGCAUCUGGCUCGGUGGAGGCAAAACUGGGCUGGACGCCUUUAAGGAAUCAGAUGACAGUCUGUGCCCCUGUAUUACAGUGCUCACAGGCAGUAGAUUGACAACCCUACUCUAGCUGUAUAUACAUAGCCAUCAUUUGCAGACAGUGUCGAUUUUUGUCUUAUCUGUAAUGGUGUUGCCUUGGAUACUCUACUAGACCCUCUACACUUUUAAUUACUCUUUUGAAUUUCUCAUCAGUGAGUAGGUUUAGCUGCAUGGUGCGUUAAUUGAGAUCCAUAUCUGUUUUAGGAAUAAUUGAUACUGGAAUGUAAAAAACUGAAGACUGACAUUUUUGUAAAAGUAAAAAAAAAGAAUCUUGUUAAAAUUCACAAUUAACAACUGCAAAUCAUCAGAUUUUUCUUCUUUUUCCCCCCUGUAAUUUUAACAUGCAUGCUAGGAAUGGGAGUCCUAGGGUCAAGCCAAAUAUAAUAAUAAUCAUGCUUACUUGUUAAAACAUAGCUGCUGUUAUGGAUAGCAUAGUGAGAGGAAAUAUGAACAUUUAUUGUAUUUGCCCACAAAUAUCUGCAUAUUAGAGCUGCAUUUUGGCCUUAAAGGAAACUAGUCACCAGAAUCACUGCAGCUUAAUCUAGUGGUUCUGGUGUCCCUGCAGUGUUUGCAUUGCUAUCUAGUGACACCUCUAGUAGCUGUCAACCUGAGCUCCUUUAAUAGAAUCCUUGCAUUCUUUCCUAACCAAUACAAUAAGUUUUAAUAGUUAUGUUGUUUGGAAGGUCUAUUUCACCCCAAUGUAACAAGAGUAUCUAAUAAACAUCAAACCUUUGAAAUACUCACACUGACUGUGUUGGAAUUUGUAGGGACAGCUUUUUCUCAGUAUUUCUCCUUUGCUUGAACACUGGGCAGAGCUACCGCUGUCAAGCUUGUCAUUUCUCCCAGCCGUCAAGUGAUUAGCUCAAUCUAUGGAUGAUCUUGCGGUAUCUUCUAUAGAUUUCAAUGCUAUACUCUUGCACAGAGUACAGCAGUGACGUCAGCUUCUGGUAGCUGAAGUGCCAGGAGCAUAAAAGGACCGACAAGAAAAGAAUGAUGGCGAGGGACACGUUCAGUUAAACUCAUCUUUGCUUGAAAUUCCAAGUGAGUCUAAAAAUAUACUGAGACAAAGUAGGGACUACAAAGUAUCCCAGUAUUUCUCCAUUGCUUGACAAGACAGAGCAAACAAAAUUGCUCUUUCGCAGGAUGCUCCAUAGAUAUCAAAGCUGUACUCUCGCACUUGUGCCAGCUCAAGUACCAGGAGCUAAAGAGUACUGGAAGGAAGAGCAUGGCGAACCCCCGGCAGAAAUGUAAGUCGAGGUUAUUUGCAAUUUAUGCAAAUAUCCCAAGACAGUAAAACACCAGCCUCAAUAAAAUUAAAUAAUAAAUAUAAACGUUGCGUGCAGUAUAACAUUUAAUGGUCCAUUUUACGUUGGAGAGAUACUCAGUAGGAUUCCUUGUUAUGCAAAGGAAAUGAUCAGUUCUUCCUAAAAAAAAAAAAACCACAAAAAACCCUUAUGAGCAAUAGGCCAGGAUUCAUAAAAAAAAUACUCCAUAUGAAUCUAUAGAUAUUACAUUUGUGACUUUGCUUGAUGCUUAAAAUGUUUUGACAAAAAAUGAAGGGCCUGUACCCACAGAGCCCAUGUCCAAUAACCACUAGCUGUAGUAGUUAUAAUGAUUUGAGAUUCCCUUGAAAUCUAAUUAUUUAUAGCCUGGAAAUAAAUGUUUGUGCUAGAUCUUCUUAAAGCAGUUCAUCCACAGACUGGCAAUUUUUAUGAUUACAAAGGUUUGACAGCAGCUGGCACAAUAUACCCGUGGCACAUAAAUGAUGACACUACUCAAAUAUGUAUCUGAAAGUUAAAAAUGUCAGGAAUCUUAUGGUCUAUCCAUAUAAGUAUUUACAAGACUCUUUCUAGAAGAUGAAGGGCUAGCCUUGCCUUACCAAAUCUCUCAAUCUUUUUCAGGAUUCAUUGUUACUGUGUUUCCUUUGUAAGUUUUAGCAUUACUGACCACCAAAAAAAAAAUACAUUUGCAAAGACUGACCACUGUAAUUUGUAUGCAUCAUAACGUAUCAUGUAAUAAUAAAUGCCAUUAUACUGGCAGGCCAGAUACAGCCUAAUUAUGACUUGCAAUGAGGCUUGUGUCAUAGUGUGCAUGGCCAUGUGUUCAGAUAUCAGUUCUCAUUAAAUCCAGGCCUUAACAAACGAGAUUGCUGUUGCUUCUUAAAUGCAAUUCUGCUGUCAGGACUGGGAAAUAUUCCAGAAAAAGCCAUGGAGUAAACAUCUGUUAAAUGGCACUAUAACCACUGCAGCUUUAUUUUAGUGGAUAAUGGUGCAUUUUAGGUGCCAUCUUCAUGUUCUGUUAAACAGUUUUUGUGUAGUUCCACAAAACUGUGGCCCACCAUUAUCAGUCCAAUGCCAUUCAGCAACUGACAUUAAAUGGACAAUGCAUGCAUCCUAGCCACUACAGCUAAAAUAUGUUCUAUUAAAUACUUUGAGAGUGAUAACUUCCUUUGGCUUUGAACUCGGUUAAAGGCCAGUAACUACUUAAUCUAAUUGUUGUUGCUUUAACUAAAGCAGGUACAUGUGAAUUGUAGUAUUGGCUGUCUGUUAAAUAUUAUGGAUGAGGCUCAGCAAAAAACCCAGGCAUGUCAUUUAUAUUGAACACUGUGAAAUGACAAACUCUUCCUUGUAUUGAUCCACAGUAGCUGUCAACUUGGUUUGAGCAGAGAGAUUUUCCGUAUGAGAAAUACAUUGUGUGAGGAUAAAUAAACCACACACAAGACAGAAAGCUGUGAUCAAGUGUAAUGCCUAAAACAAAAAAUGGCAUUUGUCUUUAGAAGGUGAAGUUUUUUUUAUUUGGAAAGUGAUCAAUUGUGACCAGUUUUACCUCUCUACAGAAACUGCUUGUUCAUGAUAGAGGUUUUCAGUAGAGCAAGAGAAUCAAGUAUCUACAAAAGGUUGCAAAAGCUGUAUUUCUUUUUCCUGAAUCCUUUGUAAGCCCAACCUUUUUUGCCCAGCCCAGACCUUCUGUGGCUGUCCAAUCAGACUUCUCAAUGCAGCUCAAUAAGAAGUCUUUGCAAGACAUAUUUCCAGUGAUGAAAGUAGUUUGGCUUCAGUGUGCCCAACUCAUCAUCUUAAUAAUAAUAAUAAUAAUAAUAAUAAUCAUAAUCAUGCUUACUUGUUAAAACAUAGCUGCUGUUAUGGAUAGCAUAGGUUUUACUCAGGUUUAGUCCCAUUCUUUCAGAUUUCCAGUAAGGGAGAAGUCCCAGGCAUGUGCAGUGCAACAUGUUAAAUGUCUUAAGCUCCUAAAUAAAGAAAAGGUGACAAUAAAAUUCCAUACUGUUUGGUGUUCUCGUGAUGUUCUUUGCAUUCUACAGGUGUCUGAUAAUCUUUACUGGCUUUUCACAACUUUGUUUGGAGGCACUCUGUUGAUACAAGUUGCACUUUAACAAAAUCUAUUUUGUGUCGUUUUUUUUCCCCCCCAGAAAUGAACAAGCUAUUACAAAAUGGAGUGACAACAUUUGGGAAGAAGCUAAUUCGCAAGAGAACUGUAGACAUUGCUAACGAAAAAUCAAACUUUGCUCGAUGCCUGUCAACACUGGAUCUCAUUGCCCUGGGAGUUGGAAGUACCCUUGGAGCUGGUGUUUAUGUCCUGGCUGGUGGGGUUGCCAAAUUGGAAGCAGGUCCUGCUAUAGUCCUUUGCUUCCUUGCUGCUGCACUCGCAUCUGUGCUGGCUGGACUGUGCUAUGCAGAGUUUGGCGCAAGAGUCCCUAAGGCUGGCUCUGCAUAUCUGUACAGCUUUGUCACUGUCGGCGAGAUCUGGGCCUUCACUACUGGCUGGAAUCUCAUACUUUCUUAUGUAUUAGGUAAGAUAGAAUGUACUUUGACUAGCAAUCCUUUUGGUUUUUCCAUGACCUGUCAGUCAUGUGUGGCUUUUUUUUAUUUUUAAAAUUCUUUAUUUUUGUUGUGCAGUCAUGACAUUUCUUAAUUACAGGAGAGAUGACUAAAGUUUCAGCAUAAACAUGUCAAGAAAUCGGCACAAUUUUUGUAAUAAUGAAAAAGAUAUUAGGAACAAGGAAAUAUAACCGGAUAAUUCCCCCUAGGAUGCUCCUUAUUAAGGAAACGAGACAGCUAAGGGAAAAGUGUUAGGCAAGGCUAGACUUCAAGAGCUAAGAAAAGAGGACAGGUAACAGCAGGGAUAGGUGUCCCAAAAAGUAGCAGAAUAAAACUUAUUUGGUCCCCCCACAACUACCUCACUAUGACUUGGAGUGUGUUACGGCUCUGUCACAAAAUUCCCAUUCACCCUAUGGUCUCUUCUAGCAGAGCACUGUUCACCAUUAUGGAGUGCUUCUGGUCUUUCAGCCCAAGGAAAAGUCUGCUGUUCAAAGCAUAUGUCAGGAACAAGUCUCUUUAUAGCAUCUCCAGUCUUUCAGAGGACCUAGUUUUGUGCUGCAUCAAUACUCUCCUCCGUGCCACUUUUUGUAUAGGUGAACUCCGCCAAUUGCGUCUCUGCCAUAAUUGGGCUUCUCUAUAGGCAACGCUGAUGAUUCCUGGAGGAAAUCUGGCGCCAGUGGUCUGUGUGGGUGGGUGGUUGGUUGAUUGCGGUGGAACAUGUUGGUGUUUCUUGCUUUCCAAUGGUUGACAGAAAUUGGCAAAUAGUCAGUCCAGUCUGGAUUCUAUGUCCCUUUGUACAUUGCUGGUGUUUUGGAGAAACAAGGUCACUGGCACAUUGGGUAGGUCGCAGUUGGGUCUGACAGUUUGGAUAGCUAAAUCACGCAAGUCUGGUGGUUCUGGGCUUCCUCCCGGGGUGGACCAGGAUCACCUCCACUGGUCUGGAGGAGGGGGGGGGAGUGGGGUUUCUCUCUGAAGAGUAGCUGCUUCCAAGAGCCACCAGUCUGCAUCUCCCGCGCAGUGAGCCUAUGACAAAUUUUUCACUGCUGCUGAACAUGUCAGGUAAAAACAGGUUCACUAACUUUAUUCCUGUUCUAGCUGAAUGGGCUUGUGAAAAGCUUUGCAAGGCACGAUAGUGAAGGAGCCCACUUGAGAUGCGACUUUUCUCCAUUCUGCCCCUGUAAGUCAUGUUAAAAGUGCUGUGGCUUUUAUAUUUUACUGAUACUCAAAAAAAGCUAUAGUUAAUAUUGCUGGGACUGAGGUAAACCAGUUCAGAAAAAGAAUGAAAUGUAGAGAUUGUAGUAAUCUCUCUGAUUUUCCAUAGAAACCGAUGAGAGAAAUACUGCACAAGCCUGGGAGGCUUGUGCACCUCCCAGGCUUGUGCAGUAUUUCUCUCAUCGGUUUCUAUGGAAAAUCAGAGAGAUUACUACAAUCUCUACAUUUCAUUCUUUUUCUGAACUUGGUUGAAAAUUAAACGCAUAUAUUUUAUUUAUUUUUUGAAAGUAUAUUACAUGUAUUAUGUAGCUUUUGUGUAUUCUGUUUUGAAAUGCUAAAUACAAAUUAAUAUUUUUCAGUGCAUCUUGGACUUAUCCUUGCUCUGUGGGAGUAACCAUUUUUAAUCCCUCUGGUUAGGAAUAGCCCGUAUUGUAAGAUUGUGUUAACAAGCCGACUUUAUUUGUAUGCAUCAAAAUAUAAUCAUUAUAAAGGCUGUUACAAAUAAUUUUUUUUAUUUUCAAGAAUAAAAGUUUUUUUUCCAUUAAUUUCAGUAAUUCGUGUGUAUAUGUAUAUAUAUGCAUAGAGGAACACUGACUUGACAGGUUUUAAUUUCCAGCAAUAAUUUUUGUGCUGAUUAAUAUUUUAUUCUGUACUGUUGAAUUUUUAUGUAAUUUUUUUUUUCCUUCUUCUUUCAGGAACUGCAAGUGUUGCAAGGGCUUGGAGCUCUACAUUUGAUAAUAUAAUUGGCAAUCACAUCUCAAAUUUCUUCAAAGACAAAAUAUCUAUGAAAGUAGAGAAUAUUUUGGCAGACUAUCCAGAUUUCUUUGCACUAAUUCUAGUUCUUCUAUUGACAGGUGUGUACUUGUAAGAGCAUUUUCUGUUAUUUGUAUAGAUUUUGCAAUACUGGUAUUAUGAAUGUCUACCAGGUGGAUAUUAGACUACGUCUAAUUUGCUUUGCUACCAUAACUCUCUCUAUUACGCACUGUGAAUAGGCAGAAAAAAAAAUCCUUCUUUGGCAAAAAUGAGACCAGCAAAACCUCAUUAGUCUAAUGAGGGUUUUCUUGUUCCCUAUGCAUGUAAAAUUUCCUUAAUUACAAGAACUCUGUAAAUAUGGGGCAUUCUGCACAGAUGAUUUUUAAGGGCCACUUUGAGUUUGUUAAUUCUGAGUGGUAUUUUUGCAUUUCUUACAUAGUGAGCACUUUUUUAAAUUAAAAAAAAUAGGGGCACUAAUGAAUUGCUGUAAAACCUAAUCAUAUAGUUUGCAAACUAGAGUUGUAUCUUGUGGAUUUUCAGACCAUGGACUCAUAAAACAUAACUUUUUGUAGCAGGGUGAAUGCAGGGAAAACUGAAGUUAAUGGCGAAUUGAGACAAUGCAAAGGCAUUCAUUUAACUGUUUGUGACUUAUUUUUUUUCCCCCUCCUCUGUAGGUCUCCUGGCCAUUGGUGUAAGCGAAUCUGCUCUGGUAAAUAAGAUCUUCACUUCAAUCAAUCUGCUGGUCUUGGCUUUUGUUAUUCUAGCGGGAUUUGUGAAGGGAGAUACAAAGAACUGGAACCUCACAAAGGAAGAUUAUAUAAAUCAUACUACAUCAGAUGACAAAGAGAAGUAAGGCAUGCCUUUGCUGACAUUGCAUGAGAACUUAAAAAUGUUUGCUUGCUAAGGACAAUCUGUGCUAGCUAAUCUUAUAACAAGGACAGGACUACUGAAAACGGCGUUAGUUUUAUAUUCUGUAGGCGCUAAAAUCUUUAUUAUGUAUAUCUCGUACAUAGAAGGGAUCGACUAAUCUAAUUUUUUCCAGAGCUGAUGCUGAUAUAGAUUAUCUGCCACAUUUUGGGAUUAUUGCCGAUAUACUGUACAUCUAAAGUUUUGAAAAAGCAACACAAUUUCUCCACAAAAUCUGUGGUUACCUGAACAUGCUAUUAGACCCCUAUUACUCUUAAGUAGCCAGUAGAUGUUUGCACCAGUGAGAUCCCAGCUUGUACAGACUGUUAGUAAUAUGAGUGAAAUUGCUUAUAGCAGCCACACUCAUAUCACACUUCGGCAGCCAGUAUUCAGCUGAGCUACACAUGUGGGGACUCACAGGGAGGGGUGACAUGUUGCGAAGUGGCGCCUAACUAGCUGGUGGAUGAAGUUUCUAGGUACAGAAAAAGGUGUACAAUGACUGGGAUAGGAGAGAUCGGUAAAGGUACUGGCUCUAAUAAUCGUGGGAAACAAACGGUUGAUCCCUAAUACAUACACAAAGUAAUCACAAUGACAGAUGUAAAUGCAAAGGAGUCGUAUUGAACUGAUUGCUAGUUAUGUGAUUGGUCUAACAGUACUUUGACAUAUGAGCAUGCAAAAUAAGAGGUAAAAUAGGUGCUUUCAUUACAAGACUGACAAUUGCAUCAAAGAGAAAUAUCUAUUGCUAUCUAGGACUGGUUGAUACUUUAUUCUAUGAAUGUAGAUAUACCACAAAUUUACGGCAUUUAAUACAACAGUCUAAUACAGAAGUAAACCAGUACCUCUGUGUGUCUGAACAUUUAAAAUAUGUAUGUUUAUAGAGAGCGACAUGAGUCCUUAGCCUGCUAUAUCUGCUGCAGUGUCGGUGUGUAUGCUGUUUUAAAGGGAUACUGUAGUGCCAGGAAUACAAAGCUGUAUUCCUGACACUACUGCCUCACCCCUCCCUGGUAAAUAAAGGGUUUAUACUCUUUCUUUUCUUACCUUUUCCCAGUGGCAAAAUUGACGCUCCACACACUCCUCCGUCCUGCGACGAUCAGGGCUUUAAUGCGCGUGUGCACGCAUUAAACUUCUCCAUAGGAAAGCAUUGAUUCAAUGCUUUCCUAUGGGGAAAAAUCUGACGCUGGAGUUUCUCAUGCAGAGCGUGAGGGCGUCCAACAUCAGAUACAGGACCUAAAGGUCCAUUUCAAUUCAGGAAGCCCUCUAGUAGACAGCCACGAAGGGCAGACUUAGAGCUGCAAUGUAAACAGUGCACUUUCUAUGGAACUGCAGUGUUUUACAUUGCAGCAUUAAGUGCAAAAGGGAUGCUGCACCCAGACCACAUUAAUGAGCUGAAGUGGUCUGGGUGCCUACAGUGUCCCUUUUUACAUUGAAUAUUGUCAUAUUAGAUCUAUAAUAUACAACUGUUGCACGUUUACAUUUAUUGAUGCAAAGUGGUAACAUUGUGCUUGGUGCUGUACAUGGUUUUUCUGAUGGAAAUGGGGAAAAAACCCAAAUAUUGGCAGACGUGUUGACUAGGCAUAUCUAGGACUAGUAUAGCUACAUUCUCCUCACCCUUAUAAUUACUUAUUUUCACUGUCUUUCAGAGUGGGUGUUUUUGGAUCGGGAGGAUUCGCACCUUUCGGGUUCAGUGGAAUUGUAACUGGGGCUGCUGCCUGCUUUUAUGCAUUUGUGGGUUUUGAUUGUAUAGCUACAACAGGUAAGGUUUUGUGUGUUCCUCAUAGCUUUUUUUUCUGUACAGAGUACAUUUCUGAAACCUCAAAUUCUCUCUUUAGUCUUCAUAAAUUACUGAAAUUUUCCAUGUCUCACAAUCAAUUGCUUUUUGUUGCCUGACUCAGAACUAAGCAUCAGUAUUGCACGUACAUUUUUAUUUAAUUUUUUAAAUUUUUUUUUUUUUUUUAAUCUGUUCUUAAAGGGACACUAAAGGUACCCAGACGACAUCAUCUCAUUGAAGUGGUCUGGGUGCACGGUAUCUGUCCCCAUAAUCCUGCAAUGUAAAAACAUUGCACUUAUUCAAUUUAGACAGUCUAACUCUGUGAAAUGAUGCUGGAUGUCCUCACACUUUGCAUAAGGACAUCCAGUGUAUUCAAAAUGCACAUCAAAAUCUGGGGUGUGGGCAUUAUAGUGUUAGACAUACACUUUUGUAUUCUUAAAACUAGUGUUCCUUUAAAGGACAAACUGCUUCAUCUCAUUGAAGUCUUUGCUAAAUGAGAGUCACCAGAAGUCCAUCCUCUGUGCUGCUUGGGCAAACGAGCAAUGGAUGGCCGUGAUUGGCUGAGAGUCUCCAAUGACUGCUUUCAGCACAUCACUAGUGCCCAUUUUUGUUGUUUUUAUGCAUUGCUAUGACUAGAAGGAAGUGUGUAAUCUCUGCCUCAGCACUAUAGUCCAGUAGGGGCUGGACUAUAGUUUAACAUUGAAUGAAGGGACAAUACCAUGUGGUUCUAGGCACUAGAACCAAUUCAAUGAGAUGAAAUGGUUAUUGUGCCUAUGGUGUCCAUUUAAAUGAUACUACUCCAAACCAUAAUCCAUUCACUGGAUGGAUGGAGUAUGCAAGUAUAAAGAUAAUUUAUUUCAAUGUAGUUCAAAUUGGGUUUUGCCAAGUGAUACAUACUCAGCUGUUCUGUGAUUUAUGACAUGUAGUAGAUGCUCAUGCUUAAUAAAAAACUGAUGUGCCACCACGAAACCCAGAGAUGUAUAGAUCUUCAUUGAGGCAUAAUUUGUUAUUUUAUUGAGAAAUCUUUGAACAUGUGGGAUGAUGUGCAUUAGGUUGUCCUAAAAGCUAAAUUAACAGUGCUAUUCUUAAAUGAAAAAUAGCCAAAUUGGAAAAUUUCUACUGACCUUUAAAAGGACUAGUCACCAAAACAACUUUGGGUUAAAGAAGCAGUUUUGGUGUGUAUUUCAAGCCUCUGACGUUUCUCUGCCAUUUAGGAGUUAUAUCACUUUUGUUACUGUUUAUGUAGCCCUAGCCACACCUUCCCUGACACAGCCUGCAUGAAAACAAAAUGUAUCUCCUGCUCUGUAAAUCGAACUUUCAUUACAUACAGGAGGCUCUUGCAGGGUCUACCAAGCUAUUAACAGAGCAGACGAUACGUUUUAAAUUAAACCGAAUUUGCAAUGAAGUGUAAACAUUAGAUGACUUUACAGGAAGUGUUUAGGAAGGCUGUGCAAGUCGCAUGCAUGGAGGUGUGACUAGAGCUGUAUAGACAAGGUGAUUCAACUCCUAAAUGGGAGAGAACUGAACAGUGAGACUACAGGAGCACGAUCUAUACACGAAAACUGCUUCAUUAAGCUAAAAUUCACUUAGAAUUCUCAUGUUCGUAAAUGGAUUUUUUAAAUUUUUUUUUUUUUUUUGGAAAGGCCAAUUACUAAACCUUUUUGUAUACAUGCAUUUUACAUCCUUGGUUCCCAAAGAGAUGUGUAUGGUGCAUUUUGCUGUUGCCCGUAUAUAAAAAUGAGUUAUUUGUUAUGUUGCAGGGGAAGAAGCCAAGAACCCGCAGCGUUCCAUCCCCAUAAGUAUCAUUAUAUCCCUCCUGGUGUGCUUUGUGGCUUACUUUGGAGUGUCUGCAUCGCUCACUCUCAUGAUGCCGUAUUAUUUGCUGACUGAGGAUAGCCCACUGCCUGAUGCAUUUCAGUAUGUGGGCUGGGAGCCAGCCCGUUAUGUUGUAGCCAUUGGUUCUCUCUGUGCCCUCUCAACAAGGUAUGUAUUAUUUCCAAAAAGCAUUCUGUAUAUGUAUUUUAUAUACUAUGAAAAUCUUCAAUAAACAUGUAUUUCUUGAAACCAGGAAAACGUUUUGAUUGCAGUGGCACUAAUGAUAGUGGAAACAGAAUCAGAAAGUCUUAUUUAUUGUAAUAAUGUGCUCCUGUUUUCCAGUGUCCAUGGACACCAGUGUUUAAAUGGACAUUCUAAGCUCCAAAACAACAAUCUCUUAGUGAAGAAGUUAAGCUUAAAAAAACAAGAUGGACACGUGUCUUUUAUGCCAAGUAAAAUAUGCAGAUAGGGCACUAUAGCAUUCGAGAUAAAAAAAUUAUAUUCCCAACGCGAUAGUGUUGCUCUAUCGGAACUAUAAUCACACACAGGAGGCUGUUGCAGGCUCUUGCUGGCAAUUAACAGAGCAUGAGAUAAGAAAUUCUAAAUUGAACACACUGUGCAAUGAGUGAAGCUUUAAAAAAGAGGUCACCUGGAACUGCUAAGGACGGAGGCAAUUGUCCAAUUCCUAAAACAAAACCUAGAAUUUGUGAUUGUUCCACUGUUCUACACUUGAAGUGUACCCAUACAUAUUUUAAAAGGAUGCAAGGACUUUCUUUUAAUAUCCCAUAUGAAUACCUAACACUUUGUCACAUUUUUUUCUUUUAAAAUUAAGUUUACACAGAUCUAUUUUAGACUGCUUACCCUUGGCAUAAGAAGUUGAUAUCCAUUCUAAAAUAUCAUACACAGCUGAUUCAUUUUACAUAUUUCUUUUUACGUCCCUACUAACUUUUCUGGCACAGCAUUUAAGUUUGAUAUCAAUAAACCUUUUUAGAAUAAUUAUACAGUGUGCUAUGAGACUUUAUGAAGUUCCCUUGUUUGUGUGGUAACACUAUUGUCUUUUCUGCAGUUUGCUAGGAUCCAUGUUUCCAAUGCCUCGUGUAAUUUAUUCUAUGGCAGAAGACGGUCUCCUCUUCAAGCCCCUGGCCCGUAUGAAUAAGAAGACAAAGACUCCAAUGAUUGCAACUAUUGUCUCUGGAAUUAUAUCAGGUAAGGAACACUGAAAGAUUCUUGAAAUAUAAUGGUUGCAUGACUGGCAAAUCACCGCCUAUUUAUUUUAGAAUUCCCAUUUUAGGGAAACCGAUCAGGAUUAGAAAAAAAGGCCCCGGUGCAUUUCUUAAGCUGAAAUCCAGUUCACGUAUCUUGCAGAGCUGACUUUAAAAAGCAACCAAACAUUAUUUUGUUUGUUUAUUUUUUUUUUUUUAAAGAUUUCACAUUCCUAUAAUUAUUUUUACAGGAACUAACUAAGAAGCAGUACAUUAACCUAAUUCGUAAAACGGUCACUCCUGUAUUUGUACAUCUAUAAACAGCUUCUCUAGUUGUCAAAUAUGUAAUUUUAUGCUGACAUCACAACACCACAUGCUCAGCUGUUCAUAACUUAGAUUGCAGUGCUGACAUGGUCACAAGUGAAUGCUGCACACGUGUUUGUGUUUUUAUUACAGGCAGUGGGUCAGUGUGUUAUCCUUUCCGGUUACCAAAAUAGUUUCGUUUAGCCUUUAAGCUUGUUCAGAUGUGAGAGAGCCACAGGGUAGGGUGAACAUUGACAUCAAGAAUAACUAGAAACUGGGGGUUGUAACACAUUCCAAACUGAGGGCAUAUACCUAUAACAUCACCAGCACAACCACCAAGGUAUAAUAAAGAGUACCCUUAUGUGGCGAUUUGUAUUUUUUUAUUUUGUAUUAAACUUUCUUACAUAAGUUAGCUGUUUACUAUUUUAACAUAAUUUUUUAUUUAUUUUUUUCCCUGCUAGCAAUCAUGGCCUUUUUAUUUGAGCUGACUGUUCUGGUGGAGUUGAUGUCUAUGGGUACUUUACUGGCAUACACUUUGGUGGCAGCAUGCGUGGUUAUUCUCAGGUGAGUAUCCUACUGACCUGAAGUUGUGUUAGCACGUUUGUGUGCCAACAGGUUAACUGAUUGCAAUCUGGAAAGACAAGAAUGGGGCCUGUGUUUUUAAAUAGAAAAUGGCCAUAAUGGUUAAGAACUUGCCAUCAAAAUGUUUCUUGACAGUUUCAUUUCGUCAACUACUAGGUAUCAACCUGAUCAGCUGGGCUCUCAUUGCACAGACACAGAGAUGGUGAAGCUAAAUGGAUCUGAAGUUGAGAAAUCGGAAAUAGACGUCCAAGAGCAUUCAGUAACUGACAAGGAAAAUGCAUUCCAAAUCCGGAAUUUACUAUUUCCAAGCUUUAACUACCCUACCAGGGUGUCAGGUCGCAUUGUCUACGGCGGUGUGUCUGUUAUAUGUAAGUAUGACCCUAUUCUGUUGUCGGUGUCCUUUUUUUUUUUUUUUAGCAAUUUGUAUAAUCAAAGCCCUCUGCAUUAGGAAUGUCUGUGCCUUUGUGCUAAAACUGUUCCAUUUGUUUUGCAUCUCUUUUGCAGCAAUUGUAUUCAUCUCUUUGUGUGUGGUUUUGGCCUACAAGCUGAAUGACAUACUCAGCGGCAGCUCUGUCUGGAUCACAGUCUGUGCCUUGCUGUCUUUACUUAGCAUCUUCAUAACCGUGGUGAUAUGGAGACAGCCAGAAAGCAAUGCUCAAUUACAUUUUAAAGUAAGUUCUACUGUGACAAAAACAUAUCAUUACAAAUGUGAACAUUUCAGUCUUUCUUUUUUUAAUACUUUUAAUAGAACCUUUCUUCACAUUUUUGUUAAGUUUAUUUGACCUCCAAAAAAAAAUAAAUUGCCAUCUUAAGUGAGUGGGACAAACUAUUUUCAUACAGGAUUGUUAAAGGAUUACUAAAGCAUUGCCGGUCUUAAAUACCUCUAGUGAUCGUCAUUCUGGCAUAUAUUCUGACAGCCAAUAGAGGCGCUUCCACUGCAACUACUGAGUUUGAUUGCAUUAUACUGGCUGUCAAGGAGUUGGACAGCAAAACAUUUUCAUAGCUGUCAUUGAUUUUUAAUUUUAUCAGAUAAUUGCUGACAUAUCCCUUACAAACAAGGCAUGUGUCUCAGCCAGGUAAAACAUGUCAGCAGUUGAGCAUCACUUACGAAUUCUUGCUUUUUUCCAACAGGUACCUGCUCUGCCGUUUCUACCUCUCUUCAGUGUCUUUGUCAAUUUGUACUUCAUGAUGCAAUUGGCAGCUGGAACAUGGGCACGCUUUGGAGUGUGGAUGCUAAUAGGUAACAUUUUGUAAACUUUAGUUUCUUACAUGCAGUAACUAAAUAUAAAUGGGGGUAGGAGAACCUCAGUGCCAUCAUGGAAUUUUGUUUUACUUAAUAGAUCUUUUUAUUAUUUCAUAAUAAAAUGGCCUAUGUAAUAAAUGCUUACAAGGCUGUAUAGAGCUUCCAAUGCUAAGUAAGACAUUCCAUGUCUGAUGGCAAAAUGUAGCAUUUGGUCCUUAAGGGUUUAAUGGGUCACGGCUUAGUGUUUCACAUUAGGAAGAAGAAAGACUAACACUGCUGGAGUCCUUCAGGAUUUUAGUGAAAGUCAUAAUUCUCAUAAGGUACAGAGUUCAGCAAAAUGUAAAGAAGGAAGAAGUGAUAACUCCACUUCAAAAAUAGUGUUUGUUUUUUUUCUUUACUUCUUUUUUGGUACUUUUUUAGACUUGGUAGGUAUUAGGUGCCUGCACAUUCACUUAGUGGUAGAAUGGUGCUAAAGAAACAAAUAUCUUCUCAGUAAAUGCCCCAUAAUAGAUCAUUACCCUAUUAUUCAGCCUAAACAAGAUCUCCUAGGUACAUACUGUACGUAGUUGCAACUACCAAAAAAAGUGUGUUGUAUAUAAUUUUAAAAAUAAACACUUCAAGCGUGAUAUCCUCUACAGUCCACUGUAAUGGUUAUGGGAUUAGAAGUCCUUUGGUAGUGUUUCAAGGUUUUAGUAUGUUUUGACUCUUUACUGUUUCUGGAUAAAGGGACACUAUAGUCACCUAAAUUACUUUAGUUAAAUAAAGCAGUUUUAGUGUAUAGAUCAUUCCCCUGCAAUUUCCCUGCUCCAUUCACUGUCAUUUAGGAGUUAAAUCAAUUUGGUUCUGUUUAUGCAGCCCUAGCCACACCUCCCCUGGCUAUGAUUGACAGAGCCUUUCAAACAGAUGUAAUUUACCUUAAAUAAUUGUAUCUCAAUCUCUAAAUUGAACUUUAAUCACAUACAGGAGGCUCUUGCAGGGUCUAGCAAGCUAUUAACAUAGCAGGGGAUAAGAAAAUCUUAAUUAAACAGAACUUACAAUAAAGAAAGCCUAAAUAGGGUUCUCUUUACAGGAAGUGUUUAUGGAAGGCUGUGCAAGUCACAUACAGGGAGGUGUGACUAGGGUUCAGAAACAAAGGGAUUUAACUCCUAAAUAGCAGAGGAUUGAGCAGUGAGGCUGCAGGGGCAUGUUCUAUACCCCAAAACUGCUUCAUUAAGCUGAAGUUGUUCAGGUGACUAUAGUGUCCCUUUAACUUCUUUUGGAGUAUCUGACUAGCUCUACAGAGCUAAGCAGGGCCAUGCACCCUCAUCGGCUAUUGGUGUCACCUGAGUGCCCUGCUUUGCUUUCUAGAGCUAACAAGAUUCUCCUAAAGAGAAUAGAAGAUUUAUCUUCUAUUAAGACUUGCUAUUACCAUUAGACUUCCGACCAUGGUCUUCUGUAUGUCUAACUAUAAUUAACUCUUUUGAGUCUACGGAACGGUAUUUUACAUAGUCUGAGUGGACUAAUAAUUGCUGCAUAUUUCACCGCUAUUAACAUUGUGACAUCACUGUGUAUCACACAUCUUUUGAUACAAUAUUUCAUACAGCUAGCUAUAUAGCGUUGUUGCAGCUUUAUUUUGAGGGGUAUUAAUUUUUAUACUCUGUAUCUCCUAUCCACUCAGCUCGUUCCUAUAUUUUUGUAUUGCGUUACCCUUCACUCCCCUACCCCAUUGUAUCUGUAUUUCCUGCAUAGACUAUCAUACUGGAUUCGUGGAGUCAGGUAGCCGCAGCAAGGGUCUGUCUAUAUGUUGUUGUUGUGUUUGUUUGUUUUUCCAAUUAAUAAAGUAUCUUCGAAAUUUUUAAGUAUAUACAGGGAUUUGUUCCUUCCUUUUGUGGCUACACAUUUGGGACUGAUUGUUUCCUUUUUACCUGUUCUAAAAUAAUCUUUUCCUUUCUAUGUAUGAGAACUGAGCUUUUUUCUUUGUUUCUUUUAGUAUGAGAACUUAUUAAAUUUGAGCUUACAAUUUUGGUUGAUCAUAUAUAUGUAUUUUAUCUUUCAGGCUUUCUUAUUUAUUUCUUAUAUGGAAUUCGGAAUAGCGUGGAGCAGCAGGGUUCUGCAGCAAAUACAGAGAAAAAAAAUGAAAACUUUAACUCUGAAAAGGACCCAUCUGCAACUUGUGUAUGACACCAAUAUUGAUCAAUACCUGCAGCUCAAAAUACAGACAUUUGGAUAUAAAGUGUUAAGUGAGGCUAUAUGGAAUACACUAUCACACUAUGCAGGAUUGAAUGGUUUCCUGCUCUUACAUCAUCUGUUAUGUAUAAUUUUCCAUUCUUCCUCCCCAUAUUUUAAUGUUGGGCCUAAGUUCUUUUCAAGCACUUUGCCCUGCUUAAAAUGAACACCAGUAUAUUUGUAUUGGCUUUGUUGGCAACUAGUAUUGGCACUAGAGCGAUAUAUGUGAUUAUUGUUUUAUUUUGAGCUUUGACUUCAGCUCUGCAAUGCACUGUGACUUAGGAAUAGAGUUGUUGCAAUGUGCCAAAAUAGGAAACCUUAUCUUUGAUAUUAGUUCGACAGUCCUGUAGAGGACUCAUUAAUAGUUGGUCUUUGACAGACCUUCAGCAGUACAAAUAGCUGCUUCUGGAGAAGAAAAGGUUCCAGAGUAAUAGAAAUUCACCUGCGUAUCAACAGAGAAGAGAUACAAGGACCCUGGUAGACCUGAAAAAACCAGGAUGGAUGACAGAAUAGACAGAUUUUCCACAUUAGUAUACCUUGGAGUAUUCUAAAUCUAAUAUGAAGUAGAGAUAUACAUUAAUCAGAUAUCAUACAACUAACAUUUUCAAAGCUGUCUAUAUAUGACUUGUGUGAUCUGUCACUACUGCCAAAAACUCCAAAACCACCUUUCGUGGUUAUAAUUCUGCAGCAGCUUUGUAGGAUUAUUAGUCUGUGGUGAUCAACUCAAAGACAGCAUAUAAUGAUCAAAGAAAGGUUGGCAAUUAAUAACCAUAACAGCAUAGCUGGAUACGUAAUUUAUGUUUUCCUCCUUUUGUCUUAAAGUAAAAAAAAAAAAAAAAAAGUGAAUUUUUAUACAAUGAUAAAAUUGCACCUUUUUUUUUUUUUUUAUCGUUGUAUAAAAUUUCUCUUGGUUGCUCUUAAAAUCAUACAAUUAGUAAUUCAAUUUACAAUUUUUAAAAACCUUUUUUUUUUUUUGUCCUUGUUCACUUUUAAUCGUACGUAAUUAUUUUCUUCACCAAUUUAGUUAUUUUCAAAAUACUUUUUUAAAAGGUCAAUGAAAUGAAGUGUCAAUUUUGGCCAACUUGUAUUUUAUGUUUUUUUAAAUUUACGUGUGUAUAUAUGUACAUUUUUAGUAUUUAUAGAAGGAUGUUUGUUACCCUCCUAUUACACAGAAGGUACAUGCAGGGUUCCCUUGUAAGCUGCAUGCCAUUCUGGUGUUCUGGUCAGUAUGUGCAUAACUGUUUCAUAGUGCAUUCCCUAGAGGGCAUCUCAAACACCGUUCCCAUAGAUGUUGCUGAAAGUAAACUCCCAUGAUUCUCUGGCCAAUUAUUGCAUUCAAAUAAUUGUGCAAGCUAUAGGCCAUCCACAUCUGAGCGGCCAAAGUAAGAAAUUCCUGCCCUAAAGAGUCUUGGGUUCAGUAUUAAAACCUAUCUGACUUGCAAGACUCAGUUGGAGGCUUCUAUAUCCAGAGCUAGAACAAUAUAUUGCAUUUCCCUUGAACGCUCUUUAAUGACUCUCUACAAGAGUGCUAGAAUGGUUUUCAUUAAUCCGCUAUAUAUUAAUAUGUCUAUCCAGUAUGCUGUGCCAGGAUAAGUGUUUCUCUUUACUCCUUAAACCAGUUGUUUUUUUUUUAUCACUGCUAAUGCUAUUAUAAGCAAGCCCAAUCUGUGACUGACUGUUUUCUUGAGGCAGAUUAAAGGAACACUCCAGACUCCUAAAGCACUUUUAGCUUGAUGAAAACCUUUGUGUGAAGAGUGUGUCCUAUGUUGAAUAGAAAUUGACACUUUAAAAAAAAAAUUAAGCUGGUUACACCCUUUAGCUUUCCAGCAGAUGAGAUUUGGGAUAUUAAAUUAAGUAAAAAUACAAUUUGUAGGAUAUGUUAUGGAUAAUUAUGUUUUAUAAUUCUUUUUACUUGAUCUACUCUAUAUCCCCCUUAUUUUUAUCUGUGCCUCCAUGCGCAUGCCUUUUUUUCUUUCUAUGUGACCAGACCAUGUGCCUCCCUCAUUUAUAUAAUUUUCUAUUUUUAUUUUUCUAUUUAAAAAAAUAUAUAUUUAUUUUAUACAAUGCACAAAUGUGCUUUAGCAAUGCCAGAUAGGCACACUUUCAAUGUGUCUUUCUGUAGAUCAGGGGCUUUGAUGUAGGCAGCCAUCAGGAAAGUUUUCCUACAUCCGUUAUCUCCACAGAGCUAACGGAAGGCAAGCAUUCUGGGCCAGUGCAGGCCUGCUUCCCCACUCUCCGUGAGCUGUACUACAGAUCAUGGAGAAGCAUUGGAAAGCCACAAUUGUGCACUCUUGCAGUUCUUCAAUAAGAAGCAUCUGAUUGGUGUAAUCUCUGACUGGGAAAAGAGAGAAGGGCAUGUUUACAACUUUUGUAAGUGUGUAUAUAUAUAUUUAAACUCCCAAAAAACAUUUAGUAAAAAUACAUGGGUAUUUUCUUAGGGGAUAUAUCUACUAAACUGCUAACAGUUUAAUGGAGAGUUCCUUUAUAAGUACUGAUAUAAGCCCUGUGCUCAAAUUUCUACUACUAUUGGGAUGGAGCAAUGGCUGUUGGCUAAAAUAUAUAAACCAAUCCAAAAAAGUUACCAAAAUACUUUGCACAUUACCAACCCCAUAGUUGGCACCCCAAUAUUCCAGACCUAAAAGCACUUCCGCAUUCAGAGAAUUAAGCAUUUUACAAAAGGGGCCAAGUUGGGCCCUCCCAGCUAUCAGAUAGCUAGAGGGGUGUUUUUCAGAUUGAUUUUUGUCCAGGGUGGCAAUGCUUCGCUGUGAGAAGCAUUCCAGGCACAUUAAUUUACCAACACUCCAUCAAUUUAUAAAUAAAUGUAUUAAUGCUGGAGUGUUUCUAUAAUUAAAUAUUUUGCCAGGAUUCCUAAUUUAACCAUUUUUUUUAUGUUUGAGAUUUUGCUUUCUAGCUUGAAGCGGCAAGGUUAGUGUAGGAUGCCCUCCUAAUGGCAGGUGAACUUUACACUUGAAUAGCCUUUGUUGUAAUACAAAAACCAUCUUAUUUAAAUGUACAUAGAGAUUUGGGAUAGGCUGCUGGUCAUUUUUUUUUAAAUUUUUUUUUUUUUUUAACUACAAACGGUCAGUUCAAAUUGUUUACAGUGGUAGUGCGGAACAUGGGCCAAUAUGCUUUGAGAUAUAUUCUAUCAGUGAAUAUUGGGGGGGAAAUGUGUAUGUAUACAUACACACAACUUGCAAAAAAGGCUCAAAGUGAAAUGAAAUCCUAACUUUUCAUAAAGUUUACAGAUUAUAUGUAAUGGUUUUUAUAUUUAAAUAGAAUGUGUUUCUUGGGUGUAUGAAAUUUGAUCACUUCUCCACGAACUCUGUGGCUCCCACGUACCUUACAAAAGCCGAUAUGGCUUAAAAUACAUUAGCUUUUACAUACAAAUUGACCCAAUGGCCUGCAAUGUGCCUAAAGUUCUGAUAAAAUGCAUAACUGUGUAUUUGACUAUGGUCACACAUACUGUAUGGUUACAUUUUUAUAUAUAACUUGUUUUUGUUAGUUAGACCAUUUGGAGAAAGUCAAUGUUUUUUUUUUUUUUUUUCUGUAAAUGUUUAUGUGUAGAAAAGCCUGUUUCUAAUAGAAGUGUUAUUUAAUUUUAUAGAAC
Molecule: messenger RNA, 46169 nt
Organism: Pelobates cultripes (western spadefoot toad)
Lineage: Eukaryota; Metazoa; Chordata; Amphibia; Anura; Pelobatidae
Source: the annotation of a GenBank genome assembly